Molecule: messenger RNA, 52324 nt
Organism: Coregonus sp. 'balchen'
Lineage: Eukaryota; Metazoa; Chordata; Actinopteri; Salmoniformes; Salmonidae
Source: the annotation of a GenBank genome assembly
AUGUUUACGGGGAAAGCUGGGUUUGGUCGGGUGUGUCUUAAGGUGCUAUCUUUUCUUGUUUUACGCCUCUGCACUAAUAUGCGGGGGUAUCGCUGCUAACAGUAACUAGCUAGCUAGCCUACCGUUUACCCUCAAUGUAUCUGUUCCUUCUCUGCAGUGCCCAGCCGGCUUGGUGAAGAUGCCAAAAUGGCUACCGGCAACUACUUUGGAUUUACCCACGGUGCUGCUGCGCAGUACAGGUAAGAAACGACUCGUUUGGGAGAUAUGCGAUCCAUCACCGCUCGAGGCCAAUUUACGGUUGUGUAGCCGCUGUGAUGGCCCCGUAGCUAGGUUGCUAUUGUUUCAAGUUGGGGGAGGGGGGGGGGGGGGCGGAAUAGUAAGGAUUGUGCAGAGCAGACAUCUGCCAGUGGCUGGCCAGCUAAGAAUAAGGGUCUGUUCUCAACGAUGAGAAUUUCGAGAGGUAUCGAUUCUCGAAAAACGUGCAAGUUUCUCACGUCUCCUACGCUUCCGACGGAGGUCACGAAUGACACUCUCCCAACAGUAGCUACAGAUUGUAGUACUGUUACGGUAUACCGAAAUUCGGUACAAGAACACUUCGGUAAUAUAAUUUAUUACUUUUGUUGCUUCUGUCAGAUGUCGUAUACUGAUUGCGCGAAUCAAGUGUGUCUAGUAAUUUGUCUGAAUUUUCUCAAGGGGGUAGUAAGCAAUGUGUAUCUAAAUCCUGGAUUGCUGAUGCUAUGAAUUGGUCAUGAGAGGUUUUGAAGCCACCUGUCGGCCAUAUUGUCACUCCCCAGUAGGAGCAGUCCUCCAUAGGAAUUAAUGGAAUUCUACAGUAUUUCAAUUCAAUGUUUCAAGGACAAAAUUACAUGUAUUUUUUGUUGUUGUAGUGGGGACAGUAACAUUGGCCAGAUGCAGCGCUCCUAGUAGCAGGGGACUUUAAUGCAGGGAAACUUAAAUCCGUUCUACCUCAUUUCUACCAGCAUGUUAAAUGUGCAACCAGAGGGGAAAAAACUCUAGACCACCUUUACUCCACACACAGAGACGCAUACAAAGCUCUCCCUCGCCCUCCAUUUGGCAAAUCUGACCAUAACUCUAUCCUCCUGAUUCCUGCUUAUAAGCAAAAACUGAAGCAGGAAGCACCAGUGACUCGGCUAAUAAAAAAGUGGUCAGAUGACGCAGAUGCUAAGCUACAGGACUGUUUUGCUAGCACAGACUGGAACAUGUUCAGGGAUUCUUCAGACAGCAUUGAGGAGUACACCACAUCAGUCACUGGCUUCAUCAAUAAGUGCAUCGAUGAUGUCGUCCCCACAGUGACCGUACGUACAUACCCCAACCAGAAGCCAUGGAUUACAGGAAACAUCCGCACUGAGCUAAAGGGUAGAGCUGCCGCUUUCAAGGAACGGGACUCUAACCCGGACGCUUAUAAGAAAUCCCGCUAUGACCUCCGACGAACCAUCAAACAGGCAAAGAGUCAAUACAGGUCUAAGAUUGAAUCAUACUACACUGGCUCUGACGCUCGUCGGAUGUGGCAGGGCUUGAAAACUAUUACAGACUACAAAGGGAAGCACAGCCGCGAGCUGCCCAGUGACACAAGCCUACCAGACGAGCUAAACCACUUCUAUGCUCGCUUCGAGGCAAGCAACACUGAAGCAUGCAUGAGAGCACCAGCUGUUCCGGACGACUAUGUGAUCACGCUCUCCGUAGCCGAUGUGAGUAAGACUUUUAAGCAGGUCAACAUUCACAAGGCCGCAGGGCCAGACGGAUUACCAGGACGUGUACUCCGAGCAUGUGCUGACCAACUGGCAAGUGUCUUCACUGACAUUUUCAACAUGUCCCUGACUGAGUCUGUAAUACCAACAUGUUUCAAGCAGACCACCAUAGUCCCCGUGCCCAAGAACUCUAAGAUAACCUGCCUAAAUGACUACCGACCCGUGGCACUGACGUCUGUAGCCAUGAAGUGCUUUGAAAGACUGGUCAUGGCUCACAUCAACAGCAUAAUCCCAGAAACCCUAGACCCACUCCAAUUUGCAUACCGCCCCAACAGAUCCACAGAUGAUGCAAUCUCUAUCGCACUCCACACUGCCCUUUCCCACCUGGACAAGAGGAACACCUACGUGAGAAUGCUAUUCAUUGACUACAGCUCAGCAUUCAACACCAUAGUGCCCUCAAAGCUCAUCACUAAGCUAAGGAUCCUGGGACUAAACACCUCCCUCUGCAACUGGAUCCUGGACUUCCUGACGGGCCGCCCCCAGGUGGUAAGGGUAGGUAACAACACAUCUGCCACACUGAUCCUCAACACGGGGGCCCCUCAGGGGUGCGUGCUCAGUCCCCUCCUGUACUCUCUGUUCACCCAUGACUGCAUGGCCAGGCACGACUCCAACACCAUCAUUAAGUUUGCCGACGACACAACAGUGGUAGGCCUGAUCACCGACAACGAUGAGACAGCCUAUAGGGAGGAGGUCAGAGAUCUGGCCGUGUGGUGCCAGGACAACAACCUCUCCCUCAACGUGACCAAGACAAAGGAGAUGAUUGUGGACUACAGGAAAAAAAAGAGGACUGAGCACGCCCCCAUUCUCAUCGACGGGGCUGUAGUGGAACAGGUUGAGAGCUUCAAGUUCCUUGGUGUCCACAUCACCAACGAACUAUCAUGGUCCAAACACACCAAGACAGUCGUGAAGAGGGCACGACAAAGCCUAUUCCCCCUCAGGAGACUAAAAAGAUUUGGCAUGGGUCCUCAGAUCCUCAAAAAAUUCUACAGCUGCACCAUCGAGAGCAUCCUGACUGGUUGCAUCACCGCCUGGUAUGGCAACUGCUUGGCCUCUGACCGCAAGGCACUACAGAGGGUAGUGCGUACGGCCCAGUACAUCACUGGGGCAAAGCUCCCUGCCAUCCAGGACCUCUAUACCAGGCGGUGUCAGAGGAAGGCCCUCAAAAUUGUCAAAGACUCCAGUCACCCUAGUCAUAGACUGUUCUCUCUGCUACCGCACGGCAAGCGGUACCGGAGUGCCAAGUCUAGGUCCAAAAGACUUCUCAACAGCUUCUACCCCCCAAGCCAUAAGACUCCUGAACAGCUAAUCAUGGCUACCCGGACUAUUUGCACUGCCCCCCCACCCCAUCCCUUUUACGCUGCUGCUACUCUGUUAAGUAUUUAUGCAUAGUCACUUUAACUCUACCCACAUGCACAUAUUACCUCAACUAGCCGGUGCCCCCGCACAUUGACUCUGCACCGGUACCCCCCUGUAUAUAUAUAGCCUCCCUACUGUCACUUUAUUUUUUACUUCUGCUCUUUUUUUCUCAACACUUUUUUGUUGUUGUUUUAUUCUUACUUUUUUGUUUAAAAUAAAUGCACUGUUGGUUAAGGGCUGUAAGUAAGCAUUUCACUGUAAUGUCUGCACCUGUUGUAUUCGGCGCAUGUGACCAAUAAAAUUUGAUUUGAUUUGAUUGGUCAUCUUAAAAAAAUGAUACUUUAAGGACAAUGUUCUUAUAUAUCUUAUGUUUAGCUCACAUAUUUAAAAAUAAUUCAAUAAGGUGUCUGUAAUAGAAUAAAUGUGGCAAAAAAAACGAAUAUAGACCUUUAAUAAAUGCAUUUCUACAGCUUCCGAAAUAUUUUUUACAAUUGUGAGGGAGUGCCAAGAUGGGGAGACAGCCUGGUCUCAUAGACUAAAUCUAAAUCCGGGACACUCGUAUUAGUAUGACUUCAAAUGUAUUGGUCACAAACACAUGGUUAGCAGAUGUUAUUGCAAGUGUAGCGAAAUGCUUGUGCUUCUAGUUCCGACAGUGCAGCAAUAUCUAGCAAGUAAUAUCUAACAGUUCUACAACGAAAACCCAAUACACACAAAUCUAAGUAAAGGAAUGGAAUAAGAAUAUAUAAAUAUAUGGAUGAGCAAUGUCAUUAUCAAAGUCUAAGAUGCAAUAGAUACUAUAGAAUACAGUAUAUACAUAUGAGAUGGGUAAUGCAAUAUAUGUAAACAUUAUUAAAGUGACUAGUGUUCCCUUUAUUAAAGUGGCCAGUGAUUUUUCAAGUGUAUGUAGGCAGCAGGCUCUCGGUGCUAGUGAUGGCUGUUUUUAACAGUCUGAUGGCCUUGAGAUAGAAGCUGUUUUUCAGUCUCUCGUCCCCAGCUUUGAUGCACCUGUACUGUCCUCGACUUCUGGAUGAUAGUGGGGUGAACAGGCAGUGGCUCGGGUGGUAGUUGUCCUUGAUGAUCUUUUUGGCCUUCCUGUGACAUCGGGUGCUGUAGGUGUCCUGGAGGGCGGGUAUUUUGCCCCUGGUGAUGCGUUGUGCAGACCGCACCACCCUCUGGAGAGCCCUGCGGUUGCGUGCGGUGCAGUUGCCGUACCAGGCGGUGAGCCAGCCCAACAGAUGCUCUCAAUUGUGCAUCUGUAAAAGUGUUAGGUGACAGGCCACCUCCUGAGGUUGCGCCGCCUUCACCACACUCUGUGUGGGUGGACCAUUUCAGUUUGUCAGUGAUAUGUACGCAGAGGAACUAAAAGCCACGGUUUCUGGUUAGGCUAGGUUUAAAUAGUCACAGUGGGUACGACCUCUCCUAUACACUUCCUUUUAUAAACCCACUCAGCGUAUAUGUCUACAUUAUUCUUAGAGGCUACCCAGAACAUAUCCCAGUCCGCGUGAUCAAAGUAAUCUUGAAGCGUGGAUUCCGAUUGGUCAGACCAGCUUUGAAUAGUCCUAAGCACGGGUGCUUCCUGUUUUGAGUGUCUGCGUAUAGGAAGGGAGGAGCAAAAUGGAGUCGUGGUCAGAUAGUGGAAAUUACUGUAACAAUGGUCCAGCUUUUUUCCAGCGCGAGUGCUACAGUCAAUAUGCUGAUAGAAUAGAGCAUAUCGGAUGACCGUCAUCCAUAUUCCAUUCACCCAGUUCAAUGUAACAUCCAUAGGUUUAGGCUACUACAUGAUACUCACAUUUUCCCUAUACCCAUCAUGAGGUGGCUACAACCUAGCCUACAAAUGAAAGUUUACAACGAAGGUGCUCAGGUAACAUUUUUAAUGACAACAUACUUUAGUUGUGCUGUUAUUUACUUAAACUUUCAAUACAUUUAGACCAAGGCUGUUCUUCAUGGCAUUAACAGGCAGAGCAUGGUUUCCCUUUCUUCCCUGUCGGCUGGCUGGCCGCUAGACAAAACGCCAUCGCCAUGCCAACCCUCUGAACCAGUGGAGGCUGCUGAGGGCAGGACGGCUCAUAAUAAUGGCUGGAACGGAGCGAAUUGAAUGGCAUCAAACACAUGGAAACCAUGUGGCGAUACCUAUUCCACUCCAGCCAUUACCACGUGCCCGUCCUCCCCAAUUAAGCUGACACCAGCCUCCUGUGCUCUGAACUGACUGAUCAAAACUAGUUUUCUCACGGCUGUCUUGUCCCUCUGCAGCAGACUUAUGGUGUUUGGAACAUCGAAUCGCAAAUAAAAAUCAGUAUCGAAUUGUGAGAAUCGCAAUACGUGUCUUAUCGGCACCUAGGUAUGGUGAUAAUAUCGUAUCGUGGUGUCACUGGCAAUUCCCAUCCCUAGUGGUCAUGGAGACCAACUGUGUGACAGAAAGCAUCCAUAAUGAAAGAAAUGGGCAGCAGCAUCUUCAGUGAUUCAUUUCUUGUGUGCAAAAACUUCAUUUUAAUAACGUUGGAAGUGACACAAAGCCAAAUAAAGCUUUAAUUGAGAUGUAGCCUAUUAAACCAGAAAUUAAAUGUUAUUUUAUUUAAGACUUACUGAGUCUGGCUAACUAUGAGGAAUUGGCACCCAAUUAAUUUUGACAAAUCUAAAUGAACAUAUUUGUAGACCAGAAUUUGUCUGACCGAAUUGAGGAAUGAUGUUGGUGUUAUGAUGAUUCAGUUCUUUGGGGGAGAGCCAGCGCGUGAGCGAAUGACAUUUUGCAGCUGUGAUACGACAUUGUUUUGGGUUGGGCUUCAAAGACUAUCCUACAAGGUUGAUGGAUUUCAUAUGGACCUAGUUGGGAGUUCAUGACCCAAACGGUUGUCUAGGUUACGCCGAGGCUUCUUUCCUGUUUGGAAUCAGGGAUGAUGGACACUAGGAUUUCUUGGCUAAAUCCACAUGGGUGAUUUUAGAUUUUUAGGCCUAUCUCGAUUUAUUAUUUUCAAACUUAGGGGAAAUUCACGAUCUCAAUUUUGUUUUCUCUAAAUAAGCUUUGUUGCACAAUUUAAAGGUCAAUACACUGCUCUUCAAACACCCAGGAAUAAUCUAAUUAAUUCAGGACUUGCUAAAUAUAAGCCUUCCACAACUAUAAGAUCCAGUAAUAAUGUAAUUAUUUAUAUAAAAAUAGGUUAACCAGCUUUUAUUCCAGUAAUUGAUCUGGCUUUCAAGUCUAUGAAAAAGCCCUUUUUUUUUUUUUGUAAUAACAGAACCAUGCACAAUUCAUUAAUAAUUACCAACUUCUGGUAACAGGCAUUAUAGAAAAUUGACACGUUUUCUAAAUAAUCUCAAGCACAAGCCCACAUGCUAGUGAGUAGCAAGCUAAUCUUUUAUAAAGUCUGCCAGCAAGGUUGAACUGUUAUCAAUACACCCUCCUGUCCGUCUCCAACUGUUGGAACAACAGCCUGUUCACUUUGUUUAGAUGCUGCAUGUAACAACAAACUGAGCAAUCAUGUUCAUUGAUACUCUCGGUUUUAGUAGGGUCUCCUCUGUUCUGAAUUUUGGGAGUUGAGACCCAAGGGUAUCAUUUAGAAAGGUUAAGUUAUCCUCUAUUACAGUAAAUCAGUAUUUUGGUGUCCAGGUUAUAAUCGUUUGGGUUUUUAUUUUAGUUAAACUGAAUUUCAAAUAAAAAUCAUAAGUUAGAUUUCAGGUCUGAGGUAACUAUUUUUAAUUUAGUUUUAUAAAAACAUUUCUAUUUUGUUUUUAGAUUUAUUGUUCGGGACAGAAAGUAGCCUAUGCGUGGGAGGCUAGGAGCAGAGGCUAUUUGGACACAGCUGAGAGUGGAGACUAAAGGAUUCAGUUCAGUCAGUUGUCCUGAUGAGACCUUCCCAGCUAGCUUAGUCUAUGGUUGUGGCUAGAUAUUUCUGCAAGAAUUUGAAACACUUGAGGGUUCAGAAUCAUUCCGUUUUGAUCAGAGUAAUUGUUCGUUUUUUUUUUUUUUUAAAACACUAAUGUAGAUAUGAAUGCUGUAGUUGUACACUUUCUGUGAAUAUCGGUACAAUAAAUGUGCUUUAGCUGUCGCCCUGUCCUGAUAUUGGCUACUUCCCUCUCCUUACUGGCCUGAUAUAAGCUAAACUAUUUAGCUACUUCCCUCUCCUUCCUGGCCUGAUAUUAGCUAAACUAUUUAGCUACUUCCCUCUCCUUUACGUAACAGCUUGACAAGCGAAGGACACUGCACCAUGGUGCUCAAACUCAGCAGUAGACUGAAUCACGGCGACAUCCAUAUGGUUACUACCAAUUAUUACAAGUGAUUGCUCAUGUAGGCUGCCUUUCUACUCCAAAUAAAAUAAAAUGGGCUACCGACGAUGUGAUGCAGCUGCCCGGUGGGAAGCACCUCCGAUACAACAACGUUGCACUGGCCAUUCGCACUGGAUUGUCUUUAAAGUUAGCGAAUUGGCAUGUCACGGUGACGUCCAGAUGGGGAUCAAUACUAAAAGUUAUUAGUUGGUCGCCCAUCAAAGUAAAAUAACUAUUAGGUUUAACUAGCGCCAUAAACUAGCUAGCUGGGAAACACACUGGCUUGGAAGGGAUCAUCAGGACGAGUGACCAAACUAAUUGAACCUAAUUCACUCGACUUUCAACUGCGCAACAUCAAUUUGAGAACCAGGCGUGUCCGUAUAGCCUCCCAUCUGUUAUAGUUGUGUUUUUGGACGUCAGUUCUUAGCACCUUAUACUGCCCCACAGUGGUGUGUCAGGUCAUAGGUUAGGUUUAAAGGUAGACUCAGCGAGAUGACAAAGAUCCAACAAGUAAACAGUCGUAGUGGGUACAUUUCCUCAACAACCAGGAGUGCGAGGCUAAACUUCUCUGCUGUUUUGGGACAGUAGCUACCACGUUGUGGCAGUGUGAAGUGCUCCUGAUCAUACAGUGAAGGAAAAAAAGUAUUUGAUCCCCUGCUGAUUUUGUACGUUUGCCCACUGACAAAGACAUGAUCAGUCUAUAAUUUUAAUGGUAGGUUUAUUUGAACAGUGAGAGACAGAAUAACAACAAAAAUCCAGCAAAACGCAUGUAAAAAAUGUUAGAAAUUGAUUUGCAUUUUAAUGAGGGAAAUAAGUAUUUGACCCCUCUGCAAAACAUGACUUAGUACUUGGUGGCAAAACCCUUGUUGGCAAUCACAGAGGUCAGACGUUUCUUGUAGUUGGCCACCAGGUUUGCACACAUCUCAGGAGGGAUUUUGUCCCACACCUCUUUGCAGAUCUUCUCCAAGUCAUUAAGGUUUCGAGCCUGACGUUUGGCAACUCAAACCUUCAGCUCCCUCUACAGAUUUUCUAUGGGAUUAAGAUCUGGAGACUGGCUAGGCCACUCCAGGACCUUAAUGUGCUUCUUCUUGAGCCACUCCUUUGUUGCCUUGGCUGUGUGUUUUGGGUCAUUGUCAUGCUGGAAUACCCAUCCACAACCCAUUUUCAAUGCCCUGGCUGAGGGUAGGAGGUUCUCACCCAAGAUUUGACGGUACAUGGCCCCAUCCAUCGUCCCUUUGAUGCAGUGAAGUUGUCCUGCCCCUUAGCAGAAAAACACCCCCAAAGCAUAAUGUUUCCACCUCCAUGUUUGACGGUGGGGAUGGUAUUCUUGGGGUCAUAGGCAGCAUUCCUCCUCCUCCAAACACGGCGAGUUGAGUUGAUGCCAAAGAGCUCGAUUUUGGUCUCAUCUGACCACAACACUUUCACCCAGUUCUCCUCUGAAUCAUUCAGAUGUUCAUUGGCAAACUUCAGACGGGCCUGUAUAUGUGCUUUCUUGAGCAGGGGGACCUUGCGGGUGCUGCAGGAUUUCAGUCCUUCACGGCGUAGUGGGUUACAAUUGUUUUCUUGGUGACUAUGGUCCCAGCUGCCUUGAGAUCAUUGACAAGAUCCUCCAGUGUAGUUCUGGGCUGAUUCCUCACCGUUCUCAUGAUCAUUGCAACUCCACAAGGUGAGAUCUUGCAUGGAGCCCCAGGCCGAGGGAGAUUGACAGUUCUUUUGUGUUUCUUCCAUUUGCGAAUAAUCGCACCAACUGUUGUCUCCUUCUCACCAAGCUGCUUGGCGAUGGUCUUGUAGCCCAUUCCAGCCUUGUGUAGGUCUACAAUCUUGUCCCUGACAUCCUUGGAGAGCUCUUUGGUCUUGGCCAUGGUGGAGAGUUUGGAAUCUGAUUGAUUGAUUGCUUCUGUGGACAGGUGUCUUUUAUACAGGUAACAAGCUUAGAUUAGGAGCACUCCCUUUAAGAGUGUGCUGCUAAUCUCAGCUCGUUACCUGUAUAAAAGACACCUGGGAGCCAGAAAUCUUUCUGAUUGAGAGGGGGUCAAAUACUUAUUUCCCUCAUUUAAAAUGCAAAUCAAUUUAUAACAUUUUUGACAUGCGUUUCUCUGGAUUUUGUUGUUGUUAUUCUGUCUCUCACUGUUCAAAUAAACCUACUAUUAAAAUUAUAGACUGAUCAUGUCUUUGUCAGUGGGCAAACGUACAAAAUCAGCAGGGGAUCAAAUACUUUUUUCCCUCACUGUAGGUUGCGUGCCACGUCAACGACUGUACAGUCGAGCACCAGACUUCUAUACCAUAUGUAGUUAGCUGAUGCGUAUAAUAGCUAUUUAGGCGUUGUAAGGUCAGCAACGUCUGAGCAGAGGAACACGACCGACACGUUAUCGCAAUCUGGUGGCCGACUGCACAGUCGACGACGUGAUGCGCAACCCCUUGGUUGAUGCAUGCAACGUCUGAGCAGGGGAACUCGACUUGCUGCUCGUGGCAACGUCAUGUCGCUGAGUCUAUGUUCUUUUAAAUUCAAGUCAAUCUCAACGUGACCCGCCAGAUUCAGAAGCUUAAACUCCAUUCGGGGGGGGGGAAGCUUAAACUCCAUUCAAAUCUUUGCCCAAAAUUGAAGGAAGGAAACUAAAGCUGAACAUAAUUCAUGGUUUUCAUUUUAUUUCGGUUUGGAGUCGACGAUAGUCUUAGUUUUUCAACUAUUUGUUAAUUUUAUUUCUGUUUACUAAAUUGGUUUUUAUGAUUUAGUUUUAGUUUACUAUAAUAACCUUGGUUGGACCAAACCUUAGAUGCAAAUAAUGAGUUGAAACUGCUUGUCAGAGGAAGAAGUGAUCUUUCAUCUGUGAAAAGUAAAAUGCUAAUUAAAAACCACUUGAUUCUUGCGAUACAGGCAUUUUGAACAUUAUGUCCCCUGUAGCUCAGUUGGUAGAGCGUGGAGCUUGCAACGCCAGUGUUGUGGGUUCGUUUCCCACGGGGGGGGGGGGGGGGCAGUAUGAAAAUGUAUGCACUCACUUAACUGUAAGUCGCUCUGGAUAAGAGCGUCUGCUAAAUGACUAAAACGUAAAUGUAAUGUAGUAAUUCAAUAUAUUGCCCAGCCAUAAAUCCACCUCUUAUGUGGUGGUAGUAUGGGAUCAUCACCACGCCAGUGGAAAUUAAAUGUGUUUUUAUUUUUGUAAACGUUUUAUGAAAGGGCCUCUUCCCCAUGAUUGUUUGUUUUUUGCAUCCCACCAAAUGUCACCAACGUGGUUUGUGCACAAAACCAGGCACAGGAGGUAGAUGACAUGCCUUGUUACUGCAGGGUUGCUGACACAAGCCUCAGUCAUGUAAUGUGUUGACGUUUACGUUUUGGAACCUCUUUGUAGGUUAUGGCGCUGAGCUCAUUGGAGUGAGCCUCUCCAUGUGUUAGUGGGAGAGAGGAGUAGCUCAAGGCCUGUGUUGGAGGUGGCACUUGUUCUGUGGCUGAUACCACCGUUUUGCCUCCUUGGGUGCGUCAGGUAAUUUUUAUAAUGGGUGACGCUUAUCCACUUCACCCCACACACACACACACACACCGACUCCACACAUUGUUUAACUGUGACUUACAGAUCGGUCGGUUGGAGCUCGGCGGGAUGUUGGGAACCAUGGCGACCAGGCAGCUUGAGGAUGUAGUCUUAUUGAAUUCUCACCAGCCGCUUUGAAUUAUUAACCGACUCAUUAGAAAUAGAUCAUAUUCUCAGACUACAGCCAGCCGCACCAGCUGGAGUUUAGAAUAGAGGAGUAGGCUUUGAAUGAAGUGAAGCGCAGGACUAUUCAAAUAGACUUUAUUAGCCUAAUACAUGAGGGUGAAUUAUAAAGGCAUUGUUUGUCGGUGCGUUGCGAUAACAAUUAUCCUACACGGUUGAGUAGAGCCUGUUCUCGACGGUUGAGUAGAGCCCGUUCUCGGCGGUUGAGUAGAGCCCGUUCUCGGCGGUUGAGUAGAGCCCGUUCUCGGCGGUUGAGUAGAGCCCGUUCUCGACGGUUGAGUAGAGCCCGUUCUCGACGGUUGAGUAGAGCCCGUUCUCGACGGUUGAGUAGAGCCCGUUCUCGACGGUUGAGUAGAGCCCGUUCUCGACGGUUGAGUAGAGCCCGUUCUCGACGGUUGAGAAGAAUAAGGGGUUUCAGCACCGUGAAAAGUGGUCGAGCUACGUUAAACUUCCCCCUUGCACCCAUUUCAGCGAAUGGGUAGUACCCACUCCUAUAUAAGCAAGCUAAAGCCGACGUUGUCGUUGCCAAUGAAUUGGGUAACGCACACUGUGUUGAGCUUACCACAGCUGGAUGGACCUGCAGGGCUACAGAGAGCUACUUAACAGUGAAAGUCCGUCACGUGACCCCAGGAGGGGAUGUCAACGUGACCCCAGGAGGGGAUGUCAACGUGACCCCAGGAGGGGAUGUCACGUGACCCCAGGAGUGGAUGUCACGUGACCCCAGGAGUGGAUGUCACGUGACCCCGGGAGGGGAUGUCAACGUGACCCCGGGAGGGGAUGUCAACGUGUCCCCGGGAGGGGAUGUCGACGUGACCCCGGGAGUGGAUGUCGACGUGACCCCGGGAGUGGAUGUCGACGUGACCCCGGGAGUGGAUGUCGACGUGACCCCGGGAGUGGAUGUCGACGUGACCCCGGGAGUGGAUGUCGACGUGACCCCGGGAGUGGAUGUCGACGUGACCCCGGGAGUGGAUGUCGACGUGACCCCAGGAGGGGAUGUCGACGUGACCCCAGGAGUGGGAAAUGAGAAGUACCAUGCUACAGACAUGCCUCCUUUGUGAGAGUCGCACAAGUGCGCAUAUUUUUAUAUAUCUAUAGGCGUAGGCCUAUAAAAUGUUUUACAUAUUGAUUUCACAUCCAUGUUGCACUUCAUAAUCAUGUUUUCAUUUUAAGAAAAGUGUUAAUUCCUGAUGGUGCGCUCAUCAUGACUCAUGAUCAUAUAUGGAAUCAGGAAAACCAACACUUUUUUAAAAAUAUUUUCUUAAAUAAACAAAUUCACUACAGCAACAGUUGGCUUUUCAUUUUCCUGCUGUACCAAACCGUGUCCCCCCCCCAAAACUGCAAUAAGUCCCGAACUGUGGUUCACAGCUGUUACACCCCUAGUAGAAAAGGAGAGUAGCUAAUGUUAUUGUUUACGUCACCAACGGGCGGCUCUUUGUAAUAUGCUCCGGCAUUCAACAUACUUUUGUGCUACCUGGAAUCUGAGACGCGCCAUACUAUUCCUUGGGGAGCGGUUGGGGGCAGUGUUGUCGCCAUAGAAUUAGAAUACUAGAAUGGUCAUAAACCUUAUGAUGUGAUAAGUCAGCCAUUUUUGUCAGGUAGAUGGUCAACCAUGGUUUGCCAGUGCUGUGAUUAGAUAUUGUGUAAAACAAUCAAUGUGAAGAAUUUGCCUGCACUGUGUUAACUAGCUAGACAGUUUUGGAUGAAUGAUUCCAUUAAUUGUUCAAAUUAACUGCCAAUAUGCCAACAUAUUUCAUUCAAACAAUGCAGUCAAUCCACAGCCACACACUGGCUGAAAUCAGUUGAUGAUAGGAUUUAGACGACUUGUAAAUGCAGCAAGUACUGAUAUUGUAUCAUAUAUAUAUAUAUAUAUAUAUAUAUAUAUAUCACUCACAGCUUUCCAAGAAAACAAAAUCUGAGACAUGGUCUGUUUUACAUUUAGAUCCUAUUUAUACAGAAUCUGUAUAAAAGUCAUUGACAGUAUUUAUAACUAUGACACAUUUCUAACAGAGCACAUGCCAUAUUGUCCUGCAUCAGUAAAAGCAGGAAAUGCAUUACCUCUACUGCCAUUCAUUCUUUUGGAUUUCUCCCUGAAGAAGAUGGCUGCCGUUUUCGACCCAUUAUGGAACGUUGCGGGUUUAUGACAUGGCCCCUCUAGUAAUAAAUAGGAUCUGUAUGGUUGUUGCUUGGUUCCUUGAUCUAUAGGCUAUGCAUAAAAGUAGCUCCCUCUGUCUCUGUCUCUGGCUGGCUGGCUGCCUCCCUCUCUCGCUGUCUGUCUGGCUGGCUGCCUCCCUCUCUCGCUGUCUGUCUGGCUGGCUGCCUCCCUCUCUCGCUGGCUGUCUGUCUGGCUGCCUCUCUCUCUCGCUGCCUCUCUCGCUGUCUCUCUCUGUCUGUAUAGAGUUCAUCAUUUCAUUUGAGUUCAAUUAAUUUCUUUGCACUGUUUGGAGCCCAUCUGUACGAUUGGUUCAUGUUAAAGAGUCCCUUCUGAUUCUACCAUUAAGCAUGUACAGGCCUAAGGCUCGACAGAGAUGCACUAACUCCUUCCCGUUUUGGUUCAGUAUUUGGUCAGGACUGUUUCUAUAAUUUAUAAUAGGGCUACUGUACAAGGAGGGGUGUCCAAAUAUGUGGUGGUUACCUCCCGCAUCAGUGUCGUCAGACUCAGAACCUGUUCUCGCAUUGAAAUAUACAUACUUUUGUGUGUAUAGUGGAUGAAGAGAGGCAGCCACAGUGAUGUCCUUCAAAUGAAUGAUUUGCUGCUCUGAUAUUUAGUGUAAGGAAACCAAACUAUCCCUUUUACAUUUGCCCUGUCAAUCACUGUGAGUGGAUUGUCAGGGGGAGGGGGCAGGAUGUUUGCGUCACGGAGUUGGUAGGGUUUUACACCUGUCAAUCAAUCACUGUGGGACUUUGAGGGAAGUUUGUAGAUUAGUUUACUCUUUCAAUUUACUUUGAGGCUAAAACCUUAGAGAAAAUGUUGUUCUGUGAAGUCAACAUGGAUUUCCUGUUGAGAAACAAAAUAGAAUUGCAGGAAAAUGUUAUAUUUUUUAAAAAUGCAUACAUUUUCAGGGGGAGGAUCCCCCGCCAGAUUAUGCACCCCGGCUUUUAUACAAGGUCAGGCGUCCAUCAAUAGACCAACGUGUUCAAGAUUGAAGCAGGUGUUAAACAUGCCUUUGCUACACAGAAAGCAGCAGUUGAUUACUCCAUUGUUGACACUAAUCAAAUCAGUAGACCUAUAUCAAUAUCUUUAACAAUACCAUAUAAGUAUCAUUACAUUAGAUUUUAUAUUUUGCACCAGAAUGAGGCUCUCUCUCUCACUAUGUAUUGUUCCUGCAGUGAUGCUUCAACGUCUUCAUCGAAUGUUUUCAGAAUUUAUCUGCAGAUAAUCGCCAAAAAGCAGCAGUAGUAGUAAUAAUAAUAAUAUGCCAUUUAGCAGACACUUUUAUCCAAAGCGACUUAGUCAAGCGUGCAUAAAUCUUUUGUGUAUGGGGGGUGGUCCCAGGGAUCGAACCCACUACCUUGGCGUUACAAGCGCCAUGCUCUACCAGCUGAGCUACGGAGGACCACCACAGUAGCCUGCAAAUUAGGGAGCCAAAUGAACAGAUCCGUUCAAAAAGAGCCGUUCGUUCGCGAACAACCCAUCACCGUUGAGUCACUUCAGCGGUCACUGGCAAGUCUGGACAUGGGCUUCGAAUCCUAGGAAAAUACAAACAAGAUCUUUUUGGUUUACUGUCCCGACGUGAUACCAUGGGCAUAACUACGCUCUAUGAUUUAUGAAUAGCAAAGGGAUAUAGGAAAGUGUCUUUAUUCAGUCAGUUCGACACCUUUUUACAUAAACAAGUCCACACUUGCUGUUCGGUCAUCAAUCAAAGCACAGUAAAUAGCCUUUGCGCCCGACUCAGUGGCUGUAUAGGCCUGUGAAACAACAAUGAAGUGGAUUUCAACUCAUCGUUACCACUUCCAUUACACGAGCCAUGUAAUUUCACUCACAGUAGACAAUGAAGAAGCAUAAUGCUCUCCCUCUUCCGUGAAAAUACAUGUUGACUGCAGCCAACCACAGCGUACAAAAAAUAACACUGGUACUGAGAGGUGGGACAAACGGUGGAUUGUCAAACCGGCAGUGUGUCCCUGUCAUCGCUGGCUUCGUGACUGACAGACCCCUGUCCUAUCAAUAGAUCACUAGAAGAUGCAUAUCGUUCAUUCUAGCGGGAGAAGGUCAUAGACUUUUUUUUACGACCCAGCGAAUUUAAAACUUUAAAAUUGAAAAGAAGCCUAGUUCAUUUAUGAAGUGGAAAAAGAAGCCGUCUUACAAUGAGUCUGAUCGCCUAUUUAGCAGACGGCCGCGCUUAUGGAAAAUCCUGCAGACAUGACCUGCUAUCAGAACUCUGCCUCACCCUUAAUAUUCCCCUACCUCUCCAGUCAGCAGUCACACCACAUCUGAUCUCUCUCUCUCCCUCUCUCUCUAUCUCUCUGUCUCUGUGUCUCUCUGUGUCUCUCUGUCUCUCUCUGUGUCUCUCUCUCUCUCUCCUCCCUCCUUCUCCAGUCAGCAGGCGGGCCCGGUGGCCUACUCCCACCCUACCACUGUGGCCAGCUACACGGUACACCAGGCGCCGGUGGCGGCCCACACUGUGGCAGCAGCCUACGCUCCCACCGGCGCCACAGUUGCCGUAGCCAGGCCCGCCCCCGUCGCCGUGGCAGCAGCAGCCACCGCCGCGGCCUACGGAGGGUACCAGCCGGCGCACGCCACCGCCGACUACGGCUACGCCCAACGCCAGCCGGACGUCCCCCCGCCUCCUCCCCCGGUCACCUCCCAGAACUACCAGGUGGGUUACCAGGUAACUCAUUGUUUUAAUUCAACACAUUGUUUGAGUGUUUAUUCAUUUUUUUUCAUGCUGAAAUGUACCCUGGGUAAUAACGAACCAGGAAAUGGUUGGUGUAGAAAUGGCUAAUAGACUUCUUUUCCCUCUAAGCUUCUUUAACUUAUUUUACAGAAGCGUUGAUAAGGGUCCCCAUUUCAUUCGUUAUUUUGGAGCGUCACCUCAGGUUUUAGGCUUUAACAUUUAUUUAUUUUUCUUAAGACAGAUUGAAUCAAAAUCCUUUUUUUUUUUUUUAAAGUCUCAUUAUUUUUAAGCCCAGAUUCUGUUUUGUUUUUUUAUCACAGAACAGCUGAAUGAUUGGGGGGAGAGACUUUAAACUGCAGCUUGGGAUCAUCUUUACCCCCUGCACUCCUGUCAGCUGUGAUCAAAACUCCUGCCAAUGUUUUCAAUUAGGCCUACUGUGCAGGCGCUGCUGUGAUGUUAGCUCAGGGCUAAAUAGGUUUGAAAAACUUUGUAAAUUACGUCAAAAUACGUUUCUUAUUGCACUCCUGCACCUGCAGAUUCCCCGUCAUGCAUUUAAAUUUUUAGUCAUUUAGCAGAGCGACUUACAGGAGCAAUUAGGGUUAAGUGCCUUGCUCAAGGGCACAUCGACAGAUUUUUCACCUAGUCGGCUCGGGGAUUAGAACCAGCGACCUUUUGGUUACUGGCACAACGCUCUUAACCUCCCUCCUACCAUGUGUGAACACCAAUCCAAUGUUUUUAAACCAUGAAUGUAGUUUUAGCUACAUACCUCCAUAAUUUACUACAUUUGAACACACUCUAUAUAUAUUUUCUGUUGUGUUAUUGACUUUAUGUUUUGUUUUACCCCAUAUGUAACUCUGUGUUGUUGUUUUUAUCGCACUGCUUUGCUUUAUCUUGGCCAGGUCGCAGUUGUAAAUGAGAACUUGUUCUCAACUGGCUUACCUGGUUAAAUAAAGGUGAAUAAACCUCCCGUAUUUGAUGUUUUUCCUGACAGACUCCCCUGUGCUCUCCCCGCCCCAUUCAGGACUCCUACUCCUACGUGCGGUCCACGGCGCCGGCGGUAACCUACGACCCUAAGCAGUACUACCAGCAACCCGUAGCUAGCGCUGCGGUAGCCGUACAGCCCCAACCCACGGCCGAGGCUUACUACCAGACCGCUUCCCUUAACACAUCCUGGGACACCACGUGGAAGAAAACCCUACCAGGUGAUGGCGGCCUUACAAUUACUAGAUAUAGUCCUUCCUUUGAUUUGGACGUUCAAUUAAUACGUGUUCAUCGUACUAUCCACCUCCAUUUUUGAACGUUGCGAUGGGGCACAGCCAAACAACGGAAGUGACGGAUUAGACUUCCGCUUCACUUGCCAGAGUCAAUUAUUUGAAAGAGUCAAUUUUAUAAAGUAUAAAAUUCAAGUGAACAAGUCUACGUGUAAUUUCAUAUUUAUUUAAUUCAAGUUCGGUAACGUUAGCUAGACCUACUUAGUAGGCUAGUUCUGUUGUGAUAAUUAACUACCACAACUAACGUUAUUAAAGCCAUCCACCAAGCCGAUAACUAUAAUGAGAAACUAUAGGCUGCAUUACUAUAAAGCGUUGGUGAGCAUCCACACUAGAGGAAAGAUUAUAGUUUACUGUUCUGCACCUGUCAAUCAAUUGAUCAACACAUCCGACUGCAUGCUGCCUAAUAACGUGGUAAGACAAGACCGUUCAUGAGGUCUCUAACCCACAGAUACUGGUUCAGACCAUUCAUGAGGUCUCUAACCCACAGAUACUGGUUCAGACCAUGAGGUCUCUAACCCACAGAUACUGGUUCAGACCAUUCAUGAGGUCUCUAACCCACAGAUACUGGUUCAGACCAUUCAUGAGGUCUCUAAAACACAGAUACUGGUUCAGACCAUUCAUGAGGUCUCUAACCCACAGAUACUGGUUCAGACCAUUCAUGAGGUCUCUAACCCACAGAUACUGGUUCAGACCAUUCAUGAAGUCUCUAACCCACAGAUACUGGUUCAGACCAUUCAUGAGGUCUCUAAAACACAGAUACUGGUUCAGACCAUUCAUGAGGUCUCUAACCCACAGAUACUGGUUCAGACCAUGAGGUCUCUAACCCACAGAUACUGGUUCAGACCAUUCAUAAGGUCUCUAACCCACAGAUACUGGUUCAGACCAUUCAUGAGGUCUCUAACCCACAGAUACUGGUUCAGACCAUGAGGUCUCUAACCCACAGAUACUGGUUCAGACCAUUCAUGAGGUCUCUAACCCACAGAUACUGGUUCAGACCAUUCAUGAGGUCUCUAAAACACAGAUACUGGUUCAGACCAUUCAUGAGGUCUCUAACCCACAGAUACUGGUUCAGACCAUUCAUGAGGUCUCUAACCCACAGAUACUGGUUCAGACCAUGAGGUCUCUAACCCACAGAUACUGGUUCAGACCAUUCAUAAGGUCUCUAACCCACAGAUACUGGUUCAGACCAUUCAUGAGGUCUCUAAAACACAGAUACUGGUUCAGACCAUUCAUGAGGUCUCUAACCCACAGAUACUGGUUCAGACCAUUCAUGAGGUCUCUAACCCACAGAUACUGGUUCAGACCAUUCAUGAAGUCUCUAACCCACAGAUACUGGUUCAGACCAUUCAUGAGGUCUCUAAAACACAGAUACUGGUUCAGACCAUUCAUGAGGUCUCUAACCCACAGAUACUGGUUCAGACCAUGAGGUCUCUAACCCACAGAUACUGGUUCAGACCAUUCAUGAGGUCUCUAACCCACAGAUACUGGUUCAGACCAUUCAUGAGGUCUCUAAAACACAGAUACUGGUUCAGACCAUUCAUGAGGUCUCUAACCCACAGAUACUGGUUCAGACCAUGAGGUCUCUAACCCACAGAUACUGGUUCAGACCAUUCAUGAGGUCCCUAACCCACAGAUACUGGUUCAGACCAUGAGGUCUCUAACCCACAGAUACUGGUUCAGACCAUUCAGUGCUUUCAGGGGGUGUUCAUUGUCAUAGUGACAACUGCUAAUAAUACUUCAAUGUACAUGUAGGCCUAAUGAAAACAACUAAUAUAACAACUUGUAUUUAAAUUUAAACAACAAACGCCGUUUAGCCUGUGCAUCUUUUACCGCAUGUCAUUGCCUCAUUGCUCAAGAGUAAUUGCGCAACAGAACAAUGAAGACAGGCUCCAGAUAUAUCCUAAGUCAGAAGCGUUUGCAUAUUAGCCCAUAAUUCAUUAGCUCAAUGUUAGGCUUAAUACUGCAGUGAAAUAUAUCCAGUCAAUUUACACAGUGAAAGGAGAGGGGGGGAAAAAAAGUUGAUCGGAAAUAAAUCCUAGGGAGCUACUCUCUCCCCAGUCCACUGGUACCAGCUCCAAAAGAUAUUUUUAGGUUUAAAAAAAACAUUUAUCCUACGUAGUCUACAACAACACAAUGUAAUGAAUAAUGUUGUUUCCAAUUCAGUACAAAACUCCAGUAUAGGCUGGAUUGCCAGUGGCGUGCAUGUGAAUUAUGAUAAUGCGGGAGCGUGGAAGAAGUUGUAUCCAUAGUUUUCAGCGUUUUGGCUUCCGUGUUUUUAAGUGUUCAAAUAUGAGGUGGAUAAUCACUCCUUUUUUUUUUUUUGCAUGUCUGUGCCAUUUUAGUAAAUUCUUCAAGAAAACAAUGAUAUUGUUUCGUUUACUGUAAAGGAUAUUAUCACGAAGUCUCUUCAAUAGAAUAUGAAUAUAGCCGUGCAGAACGGCUUACAGUUCACUGAAUUUACUUUGACUUUGGCGAUGUCUUUAUUGAAUCUGUUAGGAUAUUAUUUUGUGUAUCAUAAACCAGGUUUCCAGCAACCUUUUUUUGCGAGUAAAAUUACGUCUUGGAUAAAGUUCUCACUACAGGCCUGAUGGAAACGGCUAAUUUAUCAGUGAACUGUUGGCUAGAGCGCACUUCCCAAUUCCAGAGUGGGCACAUUCGCUAUAUAACACUUUAUUUUUUAUUUUUUAGUAUCAGUAAAGUUGAACAUCACUCACAGGCUUUUUACCUGCAGCAUGUCAAUUUGAUGUAAACAUCUGUAGUGGGAAAAUGUGCAUAUUGGUUUAUUUUUAUGCAGAUUUUAUUUUGAAAAUUUGCAUGGAAAUGUCGGCAAUUGGAUGGAAACCUAGCAAUGCAGCAUGUCGGCGUGCAAAUAUUCACGUCUCUGCUUCUGCAGCUCCUAAAACAGGCUACAGCCAGGCCAGUCUGACACCCUACACGCAGACCAGGCAGGUGACGGCCGUCAAGCCUGCCGCGCCCUCCCCCGCCACCUCCACCUUCUCCAUCUACCCCGUCUCCUCCACCGUUCAGCCUGUGGCCGCCGCCUCUGUCGUCCCCUCGUACUCCCAGAGCCCCACCACGUACUCUGGUAAGCACGACAUGCAAGCUGUGACCAGUAUGCAUUACCUGCCGACCACCUACUCCACCAACGCAGUCACGUACUCCCAGAGCCCCACGUACAGCACCAACCCAGUCGCCUACUCUGGUAAGCAUUCAAAUACCCCUAGGGGGUUGCAAAAUUUGGCAACUUUUUUCCCCCCAAAAUUCCCACCCAGGUUUCCAGAAAUCCCAGUUGGAGUAUUCCUGGAAUCUGGAGGGAAUAAGCGAGGAUUUGGGAUUUCUGGAAAACCUCUAUGAAUUUUGGGAUUGUUACCGUAAUUUUGUAACCAACUUCACCACUGCCUACCCGACUGUCUGGCUCAUGGCCUGUAUCCUCUUCUACUCCUCCCCUCCUCUUAUCCCUGUGUCCCUGUCUAAAACCUCCUCUCCUCUUCUCCCUGUGUCCCCGUCUAAAACCUCCUCUCCUCUUCUCCCUGUGUCCCCGUCUAAAACCUCCCCUCCUCUUCUCCCUGUGUCCCCGUCUAAAACCUCCCCUCCUCUUCUCCCUGUGUCCCCGUCUAAAACCUCCUCUCCUCUUCUCCCUGUGUCCCCGUCUAAAACCUCCCCUCCUCUUCUCCCUGUGUCCCCGUCUAAAACCUCCCCUCCUCUUAUCCCUGUGUCCCCGUCUAAAACCUCCUCUCCUCUUCUCCCUGUGUCCCCGUCUAAAACCUCCCCUCCUCUUCUCCCUGUGUCCCCGUCUAAAUCCUCCUCUCCUCUUCUCCCUGUGUCCCCGUCUAAAACCUCCCCUCCUCUAAUCCCUGUGUCCCCGUCUAAAACCUCCUCUCCUCUUCUCCCUGUGUCCCCGUCUAAAACCUCCUCUCCUCUUCUCCCUGUGUCCCCGUCUAAAACCUCCCCUCUUCUCCCUGUGUCCCCGUCUAAAUCCUCCUCUCCUCUUAUCCCUGUGUCCCCGUCUAAAACCUCCCCUCUUCUCCCUGUGUCCCCGUCUAAAUCCUCCUCUCCUCUUCUCCCUGUGUCCCCGUCUAAAACCUCCCCUCCUCUUCUCCCUGUGUCCCCGUCUAAAACCUCCUCUCCUCUUCUCCCUGUGUCCCCGUCUAAAACCUCCCCUCCUCUUAUCCCUGUGUCCCCGUCUAAAACCUCCUCUCCUCUUCUCCCUGUGUCCCCGUCUAAAACCUCCCCUCUUCUCCCUGUGUCCCCGUCUAAAACCUCCCCUCCUCUUAUCCCUGUGUCCCCGUCUAAAACCUCCCCUCCUCUUAUCCCUGUGUCCCCGUCUAAAACCUCCCCUCCUCUUAUCCCUGUGUCCCCGUCUAAAACCUCCCCUCCUCUUCUCCCUGUGUCCCCGUCUAAAACCUCCCCUCCUCUUCUCCCUGUGUCCCCGUCUAAAACCUCCCCUCCUCUUAUCCCUGUGUCCCCGUCUAAAACCUCCUCUCCUCUUCUCCCUGUGUCCCCGUCUAAAACCUCCCCUCCUCUUCUCCCUGUGUCCCCGUCUAAAUCCUCCUCUCCUCUUCUCCCUGUGUCCCCGUCUAAAACCUCCCCUCCUCUAAUCCCUGUGUCCCCGUCUAAAACCUCCUCUCCUCUUCUCCCUGUGUCCCCGUCUAAAACCUCCUCUCCUCUUCUCCCUGUGUCCCCGUCUAAAACCUCCCCUCUUCUCCCUGUGUCCCCGUCUAAAUCCUCCUCUCCUCUUAUCCCUGUGUCCCCGUCUAAAACCUCCCCUCUUCUCCCUGUGUCCCCGUCUAAAUCCUCCUCUCCUCUUCUCCCUGUGUCCCCGUCUAAAACCUCCCCUCCUCUUCUCCCUGUGUCCCCGUCUAAAACCUCCUCUCCUCUUCUCCCUGUGUCCCCGUCUAAAACCUCCCCUCCUCUUAUCCCUGUGUCCCCGUCUAAAACCUCCUCUCCUCUUCUCCCUGUGUCCCCGUCUAAAACCUCCCCUCUUCUCCCUGUGUCCCCGUCUAAAACCUCCCCUCCUCUUAUCCCUGUGUCCCCGUCUAAAACCUCCCCUCCUCUUAUCCCUGUGUCCCCGUCUAAAACCUCCCCUCCUCUUAUCCCUGUGUCCCCGUCUAAAACCUCCCCUCCUCUUAUCCCUGUGUCCCCGUCUAAAACCUCCUCUCCUCUUCUCCCUGUGUCCCCGUCUAAAACCUCCUCUCCUCUUCUCCCUGUGUCCCCGUCUAAAACCUCCCCUCCUCCCCAAGGCACGUCGUAUUCUGGCUAUGAAGCGGCGGUGUACUCGGCUGCCUCAAACUACUACCACCAGCAGCAGCAGCAGCAGCAGAAACAGGCCGUGGCGGCCGUGGCAGCUUCAGCCUGGACAGGCAGCUCCUUCACCAAGAAACCUCCCUUCCAGGUCAUAUUUCUAUUAGUGUUUUCUGUGUGUGUGUGUGUAUGUAUAUGUGUGUAUAUAUAUAUAUAUAUAUAUAUACAUACAUACAUACAUACAUACAUACAUACAUACAUACAUACAUACAUACAUAUCUUUUAUUCUUAAGAUUAAAAUACAUUUGACCUCCCACAGAGCAAGCAGCUGAAGCCCAAGCUGCCGGCCAAACCACCACAGAUCCACUACUGUGACGUCUGUAAGAUCAGCUGUGCCGGACCACAGGUCAGAACACCUCUCUGGGUCUGUCCCCCUUCUCUGGGUCUGUCCCCCUUCUCUGGGUCUGUCCCCCUUCUCUGGGUCUGUCCCCCUUCUCUGGGUCUGUCCCCCUCUCUGGCCAUCCUUUCAGCCCUCUCUGGGUCUGUCCCCCUCUCUGGGUCUGUCCCCCUCUCUGGCCAUCCUUUCAGCCCUCUCUGGGUCUGUCCCCCUCUCUGGGUCUGUCCCCCUCUCUGGGUCUGCCCCCCUCUCUGGGUCUGUCCCCCUUCUCUGGGUCUGUCCCCCUCUCUGGCCAUCCUUUCAGCCCUCUCUGGGUCUGUCCCCCUCUCUGGGUCUGUCCCCCUCUCUGGCCAUCCUUUCAGCCCUCUCUGGGUCUGUCCCCCUCUCUGGGUCUGCCCCCCUCUCUGGGUCUGUCCCCCUCUCUGGCCAUCCUUUCAGCCCUCUCUGGCCAUCCUUUCAGCCCUCUCUGGGUCUGUCCCCCUCUCUGGCCAUCCUUUCAGCCCUCUCUGGGUCUGUCCCCCUCUCUGGGUCUGUCCCCCUCUCUGGGUCUGCCCCCCUCUCUGGGUCUGUCCCCCUCUCUGGCCAUCCUUUCAGCCCUCUCUGGGUCUGUCCCCCUCUCUGGGUCUGUCCCCCUCUCUGGCCAUCCUUUCAGCCCUCUCUGGGUCUGUCCCCCUUCUCUGGGUCUGUCCCCCUCUCUGGGUCUGUCCCCCUCUCUGGGUCUGUCCCCCUCUCUGGGUCUGUCCCCCUCUCUGGGUCUGUCCCCCUCUCUGGCCAUCCUUUCAGCCCUCUCUGGCCAUCCUUUCAGCCCUCUCUGGCCAUCCUUUCAGCCCUCUCUCCUUACCUGUCCGUAGGUUAGCACAGAGACUGAUACUACUGUGUGCUACUUGAUGAGAAAGUAAAUUUAAAGGUUCACCAUGAUAAUGAUUUAUAAUGACUGGCAGGUCAGGAUCUAGCCUCCGCUCCCCUCUGCUAAACCUAAAACCUAACUCUAGUGCAGACAUGGAGUUGGAGCACAAAGCUAAUGAUAUGCACACCAGGUUCCUGCAACUCGGUAUGGUAAGUGUCAUUGAACAGGCCUAUACCUGUGUUUUAGAGAAACAGCAAUUCAAAUCCUACUCACUGGCACUAAUAGAAACUGUUUUUCCACGGAGUACAGCCCAUGUGCCGGUCACGAACAUCCUCAAAUCUACCGGAGUUCACAACAUUGCCCCCUCGCAUUUGUUUUCGCAGUGCGUGCAAUCUAGCCAAUUCCACACGACAUACAGCUGCCCCCAGGCCCUAAUGGCAGUUUCGUCCGUCGGACUGCCAGAUGGUGAAGCGUGAUUCAUCGCUCCAGAGAACGCGUUUCCACUGCUCCAGAGUCCAAUGGCGGCGAGCUUUACACCACUCCAGUCGACGCUUGGCAUUGCGCGUGGUGAUCUCAGGCUUGUGUGCGGCUGCUCGGCCAUGGAAGCCCAUUUCAUGAAGCUCCCGACGAUCAGUUAUUGUGCUGAUGUUGCUUCCAGAGGCAGUUUGGGUCUCGGUAGUGAGUGUUGCAACCGAGGACAGAUUUUUACGCUCUAUGUACUUCCGCACUCGGCGGUCCCGUUCCCUGAGCUUGUGUGGCCUACCACUUCGCGGCUGAGCCGUUGUUGCUCCUAGACGUUUCCACUUCACAAUAACAGCACUUACAGUUGACCAGAAAUUUGACGUACUGACCUGUUGGAAAGGUGGCAUCCUAUGACGGUGCCACGUUGAAAGUCACUGAGCUCUUCAGUACAGGCCGUUCUACUGCCAAUGUUUGUUUAUCUAUGGAGAUUGCAUGUCUGUGUGCUCGAUGUAUAUACACCUGUCAGCAACGGGUGUGGCUGAAAUAGCCGAAUCCACUAAUUUUGAAGGGAUGUCUACAUAUUUUGUGUGUACAUGGUCAAAUGCAUCUGAGGGUCUGCUUCUAUUGGUCAAACUAAACGUGCGUUGAAUCUCCCCAUCUCAGAACAUAAGGCUGCCGUUUAGUAAUAAAAACAGACUAUUGUAGAAGCCAACCCCCUUCCUCCGGCACGUUGUAGCCGUUGAACACGUCCAAAUUUCACCAAGAGGAGGUGGCAUCUAAAGUAGAGGCAUUCAUGGGGUCUCUGCUUCUCUGGAUUCAAAUAAUCACCUGUGUAUAUUUUGUCAUGGCCUAUUGAUUAACCGGACACACUUUCUCUUUGUUAUUAGCGUUAUUUUGUGCUAUAUAUAUUUACCUUGAAACCUAUCAUUUAUUUUGUUACCUUGUCUCAAUGGGCCACUGGGCUAGAAAUAGGAGCUAAGCGCAAUGGUCAGGUCACUCUGAGGGAUGUCCUAAUGUCGGUCACCUGUUCACAUCCUGUGCAAUGGAUUAAAGUGAGCUAAAAUACAGCAAUCUCUGCUUUUUUUUUGUGGAGUGCGCCUACUCCUUUCUACCGCAAAUUAGUCCUUUUGGAUGUUUUUCUUAGUAAGCCCUUCCCAUGAUUUUUGUCGUUGUUGAGCAACCCUCUGUUCCUUUUUGUUUGUUGAAGCGCGAAGUCCCACCUGAACUCAGUCUGCAGUGUAUUGAUGUGAAGGCCCACCUGAACUCAGUCCGCAGUGUGUUGAUGUGAAGGCCCACCUGAACUCAGUCUGCAGUGUGUUGAUGUGAAGGCCCACCUGAACUCAGUCCGCAGUGUGUUGAUGUGAAGGCCCACCUGAAAUCAGUCUGCAGUGUAUUGAUGUGAAGGCCCACCUGAACUCAGUCUGCAGUGUAUUGAUGUGAAGGCCCACCUGAACUCAGUCUGCAGUGUAUUGAUGUGAAGGCCCACCUGAACUCAGUCUGCAGUGUAUUGAUGUGAAGGCCCACCUGAACUCAGUCUGCAGUGUAUUGAUGUGAAGGCCCACCUGAACUCAGUCUGCAGUGUAUUGAUGUGAAGGCCCACCUGAACUCAGUCUGCAGUGUAUUGAUGUGAAGGCCCACCUGAACUCAGUCUGCAGUGUGUUGAUGUGAAGGCCCACCUGAACUCAGUCUGCAGUGUAUUGAUGUGAAGUCCCACCUGAACUCUGUUUCUCCCUCUCCUCCACCCAGACCUACAAGGAACACCUGGAGGGCCAGAAGCACAAGAAGAAGGAGACUGCCCUAAAGGUGUCCCAGAGCAGCAGCAGCGGUGGUGGAGGGGUGGGCUCGGCCCGGGGGACUCAGAACCAGCUACACUGUGAGCUCUGUGACGUCUCCUGCACCGGCGCCGAUGCGUACGCUGCACACAUCAGAGGGGCCAAGCACCAGAAGGUAGGCUGCAGGAUUUUUUAAAAAUGUUUGUGUUAAGCCCUCUGUAUCCAUUUAUAAAGGAGUUGUCACAGUGCUUUACAUUUACCUGGCCUAGACCCAAAGAACCAGACAGAGGGGAGUUCCAGAAAUACUGAGUCAUGGUACUAGGCUUUACUUACAGUUGAAGUCGGAAGUUUACAUACACUUUGGUUGGAGUGAUUUAAAACUUGUUUUUCAACCACUCUACAAAUUUCUUGUUAACAAACUAUAGUUUUGGCAAGUCGGUUAGGACAUCUACUUUGUGAAUGACACAAGUAAUUUUUCCAACAAUUGUUUACAGACAGAUUAUUUCACUUAUAAUUCACUGUAUCACAAUUCCAGUGGGUCAGAAGUUUACAUACACUAAGUUGACUGUGCCCUUAAACAGCUUGGAAAAUUCCAGAAAAUGAUGUAAUGGCUUUAGAAGCUUCUGAUAGGCUAAUUGACAUCAUUUGAGUCAAUUGGAGGUGUACCUUUUUGGAUAUAUUUCAAGGCCUACCUUCAAACUCAGUGCCUCUUUGCUUGACAUCAUGGGAAAAUCAAAAGAAAUCAGCCAAGACCUCAGACAUUUUUUUGUAGACCUCCACAAGUCUGGUUCAUCCUUGGGAGCAAUUUCCAAACGCCUGAAGGUACCACGUUCAUCUGUACAAACAAUAGUACGCAAGUAUAAACACCAUGGGACCACGCAGCCGUCAUACCUCACAGGAAGGAGACACGUUCUGUCUCCGAGAGAUUAACGCACUUUGGUGCGAAAAGUGCAAAUCAAUCCCAGAACAACAGCAAAGGACCUUGUGAAGAUGCUGGAGGAAACAGGUACAAAAGUAUCUAUAUCCACAGUAAAAUGAGUCCUAUAUCGACGUAACCUGAAAGACCGCUCAGUAAGGAAGAAGCCACUGCUCCAAAUCCGGCAUUAAAAAGCCAGACUACGGUUUGCAACUGCACAUGGGGACAAAGAUCGUACUUUUUUGGAGAAAUGUCCUCUGGUCUGAUGAAACAAAAAUAGAACUUUUUGGCCAUAAUGACCAUCGUUAUGUUUGGAGGAAAAGGGGGACAGCUUGCAAGCCGAAGAACACCAUCCCAACCGUGAAGCACGGGGUGGCAGCAUCAUGCUGUGGGGGUGCUUUGCUGCAGGAGGGUCUGGUGCACUUCACAAAAUAGAUGGCAUCAUGAGGAAGGAAAAUUAUGUGGAUAUAUUGAAGCAACAUCUCAAGACAUCAGUCAGGAAGUUAAAGCUUGGUUGCAAAUGGGUCUUCCAAAUGGACAAUGACCCCAAGCAUACUUCCAAAGUUGUGGCAAAAUGGUUUAAGGACAACAAAGUCAAGGUAUUGGAGUGGCCAUCACAAAGCCCUGACCUCAAUCCUAUAGAACAUUUUGUGGGCAGAACUGAAAAAGUGUGUGCGAGCAAGGAGGCCUACAAACCUGACUCAGUUACACCAGCUCUGUCAGGAGGAAUGGGCCAAAAUUCACCCAACUUAUUGUGGGAAGCUUGUGGAAGGCUACCCGAAACGUUUGACCCAAGUUAAACAAUUUAAAGGCAAUGCUACCAAAUAAUAAUUGAGUGUAUGUAAACUUCUGACCCACUGGGAAUGUGAUGAAAUAAAUAAAAGCUGAAAGAAAUAAUUCUCUCUACUAUUAUUCUGACAUCUCACAUUCUUAAAAUAAAGUGGUGAUCCUAACUGACGUAAGACGAGGGAAUUCUUACUAGGAUUAAAUGUCAGAAAUUGUGAAAAACUGAGUUUAAAUGUAUUUGGCUAAGGUGUAUGUAAACUUCGGAUUUCAGCUGUAGCUGUCUGUUAUUGUUGGCGUCUGUCUGCGUAAUGGGGCAAAAACCCCUAUCAAAUACUUCCAGACCUCCAAAGGGCGGAUUAGAGGAGGAGGAAGCUCUUUGGUCACCCAAUGGCACUCACUCAGUCUAUGAAGUCCACUCAUCUGGUCAUGUUCCCCUGCUCAGACGUUGCAUUGCAACCAAUUGUUGCGUGCCACGUCAUCGGGCACCAGAUUGCAUAAAAUACCUAUCCAGGCAUUGUAAGGUCUGGGCUGGGGAACACGACCUCUAUCUGCAGUGCCGUGUUGGUCACGUCUUCUAAUAUAUUAAUCCUGAGCCAGUCAGUCAAACCCCAUUUUUUAUUUGUAUUUUUUCACUGCUGGCGUUACAUAUCAUCAGUCAGGUUUUGAUGCAGCUGACAUUCUAUAGGAUCAGGCAGGUUUUGUGCUGAAGCCCACUGAAAAGCUUUUAAAUGUUUAUCUUUUUCAGGACUCUCUGAAACUUCCAAGGCCCGCUGGUUGAGAAGUACUGCUAAAAUGUCUCUCUUGCUCCCUGUGUUAUCUUUUUUUAAGGUGGUGAAGCUCCACACCAAGCUGGGGAAGCCCAUCCCUUCUACGGAGCCCAGUGUAGUGACCCAGACCCCCUCGUCCACCACGGCCGCCCCCUCCAAGACCCCUGCUUCCUCUUCCACCACCCUCACAGGCUCCACCACCUCGAACUCUUCCUACCUGAAACCGGUCAACAUUGUCAGCCAGGGUAGUGUCGGGGCUGGGCUAGGGAAGGGUCCAGCCGUCAACAGCCUAUCCGUAGCUGUCAAGAAAGUCAACACCCCCAAGAUCAACUUUGUUGGUAAGAAGGGGCUGUUUUUCUUCUCUGUGUUACAUAUCUUGUAUAAAUUGUUUUUUUAAUUAUAAUCAAGCACCGAAAGACUUUAAUAUAGGAUUUAAUUUAGUCUUUUCUCUUUUCAAGAAACCAUAGGCUAUUUUAUAUGACCGUUUUGCCCCCUAUUGAAAUAGGCUUUGCAAUGUGGAACAUGGUCCCUGAUGAAAGUCUAAUGAAAAGGGGCUUAGUCUGCACUAGUCUGGAUGGGAUUGUGUAGCAACGCAAUGUUGGCAGUAGGGCUGUCCCGACAAAAAAAAACGUUUUAAUAUUGGUCGACCGAGAGUCUGUUCCUUCGAACAAUUGGUCUACAUUUUUAAACGUGUAUUUUUCCAUAUAGACACACCCUAUGUUUUAAUAUAAUCAACUAUAUGUAGGCUACUGAGCUUGUCUGAUGCGUUAAGCACUGCGAUUUGAAAUAAUGAAGACGCACAAAUUACUAAAGAGGGAACCAGAGAUCAAUAUAGCCUAACCAGAAGAGAAAAAUGUCUCUCCCCCCCCCCCCCCCCCCCCCGCGCUGCUGGCCUUCGCAGAUUCUACCAUUACGCUCCUGAAGUUGCCGGUAAUGGUGACACCAGCGGUCGGCAACCUUUUCCAUUUGGAGUGCCAAGUUAUCGCACCAUUUCCACUGAUCUGCGUGCCAGUUAUGAUUUUCAUAUGUACAUUUUUGUGGAGUUUAGUUUCAUUUAAUUUAUAAUAGUCUUCAUAUCUCAAAAUCAUUGUCAUGUGGUUAAUCAAAAAUUAUAUCUAAAUAAAAAUAAUACAAAUCCAAAAGUAACUUCUAUUGCCAACUGUGUAAAAUUAGCCUACAUAAAGCCAACAAAUAAAAACUUUGCAGCCUGCAGGUCGAAAAUAUCCUGAUGAAAAUAAAUAUCCUAUAAAUCACAUUGGCUACGCAUGGCCUGUCUGCAUGGAACUUAAAACAUUGUAUCAACUAUUAACUUGGUCUGGCCCGAAGUUUAUGUUAGCAAACUUGCAACAUUGUAGAAAAUAUUCCCUGGCCCUCAGUUUCCCUCACCAGUGAGCUUCGGGCAGACAUACAGCGGUAGUCUACUUCUUAUCACUUGCGCAAAUAAUCAGGUAGGCCUAUUUUGUUUAUGACGUUUCCACAGUAUCAGAGCAUUACACUUUUUCCCCCCCAAAUUGGCACAUUUUAUAGGCCAGGUAGCCCAGACCUACUUCAAUGCGUAAUCAGGUGCGUGUCCUUACUCAAGAUUGACAGAAGCGCUCCAAACAAAAGACAAUUAAUAAAUUGACAGCACAUAAAUGGAAUGAAAAGAAAUAAAAAAAAUAAUAAUAAUCUCAAGUGUAGCCUAGGUUGUGCGCUCUGCAAACAACGUGUCCACUCCUACAAUGACAACGGUAAGAUAAUAAUAAUAAUAAUAAUAAUAAUAAUAAUAUAUUGAAUGCAUUAACAGAAAUUACCGUAAACAAACAUUUGUAGAUUAUAUAUUAUGUUAAUUAAUGGUACUACUGGUGUGCAUCCGCAAUGGAUUAGUCCACUGAGACAGGCGUGAAUCAGACAGGUGUCUGGAUUAGUCCACUGAGACAGACCUGAAUCAGACGGGUGUCUGGAUUAGUCCACUGAGACAGGCCUGAAUCAGACGGGUGUCUGGAUUAGUCCACUGAGACAGGCCUGAAUCAGACGGGUGUCUGGAUUAGUCCACUCAGACAGGCCUGAAUCAGACGGGUGUCUGGAUUAGUCCACUGAGACAGGCCUGAAUCAGACGGGUGUCUGGAUUAGUCCACUGAGACAGGCCUGAAUCAGACGGGUGUCUGGAUUAGUCCACUCAGACAGGUGUGAAUCAGACGGGUGUCUGGAUUAGUCCACUCAGACAGGCCUGAAUCAGACGGGUGUCUGGAUUAGUCCACUGAGACAGGCCUGAAUCAGACGGGUGUCUGGAUUAGUCCACUGAGACAGGCCUGAAUCAGACGGGUGUCUCCUAUGCCAUAAAUUAUUUAUAUAUAUUUACCACUUCCCGACUAAGAAAACAUGUCGACCAAACAGUCAACUAAAUGAGGUCAGCCCUAGUUGGCUGUCCAUGCCAAUGGGGAGAUUAAUCACUGCCAGUCUCUGAGGUUGAAGCCAGGCCAAGCUGAGGCCGGUUAAGCGAAGGCCAGCGUUCUGACAGAUACUGUUCUGACAGAGGUUCUCCUCUCUUCUUUCUCAUCUCUAUCUCUCGGUUUCUCAUCUUCGCUCUGGGCCUGUCGCGCGGGGCCUUUAUAGUAAUGUUCCUACAGCCUCCUCUGUUAACUGUACAAUGGCUUCUCAUUUUUAUUCUUGGAUUUAUGACAAUUUCAAACUGAGUCGUAGGUAAGAGUCCCUGUCGGCUGUACCAAAAAUACAUAUAAUUUAAUUAUUAUGCUUUAUCUAUUGGGGGAAUUUAUUAACUUUUUGUAGGAAAUGACUAGACACAUUCCAUGUUCAUGACAAACAACUGUAAACUUAUAUUAUAUAUUUUUUUAAACACUGAAUAACUCAAAUUCUAAAACUAGGGUCUCUUUGAAACCAUAACCCUAACCCAGUUUUACAAAGUAAACUCAACCUAUAUUUAAAGUGUUUUCUAGAAUAAUGUUGAUGGCUAUUUUAUACUGAGCAAGAAUAUAAAUGCUACACAAUUUCAACGGUUUUACUGAGUUACAGUUCAUUAUAAGGAAAUCAGUCAAUUGAAAUAAAUAAAUUAGGCCCUAAUCUAUGGAUUUCAGACUGAGAAUACAGAUAUGCCAUACCACUAUGGGCCUCAAGAUCUCCUCACGGUAUCUCUGUGCAUUCAAAUUUCCAUUGAUAAAAUGUCGUUGUCCGUAGAUUAUGCCCGCCCACACCGUAAACCCACCGCCACCAUGGGGCACUCUCCGCAAUGUUGACAUCAGCAAACCGCUCACCCACAUGACACCAUACACGUGGUCUGCGCGACGUUGGAGGCGGCUUAUGAUAGAGAAAUUAACAUUUAAAAUUCUCUGGCAACAGCUCUGGUGGACAUUCCUGAAGUCAGCCAGCCAAUUGCACGCUCCCUCAAAACUUGAGACCUCUUUGGCAUUGUGUUGUGUGACACAACUGCACAUUUUAGAGUGGCCUUUUAUUGUCCCCAGCACAAGGUGCACCUGUGUAAUGAUCAUGCUGUUUAAUCAGCUUCUUGAUAUGCCACACCUGUCAGGUGGAUUAUCUUUGCAAAUGAGAAAUGCUCACUAUCACAGACGUAAACAAAUUUGGGCACAACAUUUGAGAGAAUCACACUGUAUUGUGCGUGUGGAACAUGUCUGGGAUCUUUUAUUUCAGCUCAUGAAACAUGGGACCAACACUUCACAUGUUGCGUUUUAUUUUUGUUCAGUGUAGAACAUUGUGAACAACAAUUUCAUUUUUGUUUUCAGAUAAUCACGCAUCCUCUUUACUCUAAUCUUGUUUUACAAAAUUAACUCUAACUAUAUCUUAACAGUAUCAUUCUAGUCUGAUGUCUGUUUUAAAACAUGCUAUUACAGAGUAUGUGAAGUGUGAAUGACAACUACGUUUAUUUAUUUUUUCUUCGGAUAGUCAUGCGUUUACAUCCCAAUAGGGUCUCUUUGAAACCGCUCUUAACCCUAAAUAUUUAAAAAAAUAUAUAUAUUUAACCUUUAUUUAACUAGGCAAGUCAGUUAAGAACAUAUUCUUAUUUACUACACCGGACGACGCUGGGCCAAUUGUGCGCCGCCCUAUGGGACUCCCAAUCACGGCCGGUUGUGAUACAGCCUGGAAUCAAACCAGGGGGGUGUCUGUAGUGACGCCUCAAGCACUGCGAUGCAGUGCCUUAGACCGCUGCGCCACUCGGGAGCCCAGGACCGGACCGCUGCGCCACCAGGGAGCCCAGACCGCUGCGCCACCAGGGAGCCCACUAUAACUCUUUGAAACCGCUCUUAACCCUAACUAUAACUAGCCUUGACUGCACCAAGCAGACAACGCCACAAAAUUAACAAUGGCUAACGUUCCAAAACCUUUUCACUAAUCAACUACUGACUUUUAUCUGUAACUUUAUAACCGCAUCAAAUUUCUCUGUGGAAUUUUAAGGUUAUUGAUAUGGCAAAUGGCCCUUCAAAAUGUUAAAUUUAUCUGUAUGGAACGACCGCUGACCUCUGUGUAAAAUAUGAAGGCUUUGACCUUGGGACUGUAUUUCUGGAGUGCAUUAGUCCACAGACAAAUACUUUUUGCAUGCACACUGUACUUCUUAGAUUGACCCUGCAAAGGAGAAGAGUGUUGGUCAAAGCCUUGGGCUGCAGUACCUGGGUUGACUUAGCCCAAAGUGGUAUGGCGAUGUGGUAAUUAGGAGAUCUUUAAACAUUUCUUGGGUUUGGAACAAGAUAGUUUAGCUACUUUAAACACCAUUUCAGGACUAGUUCCCAGUUGACAUAUCCAAAGCACGUCUCUACUACUAAGUCUUCAUAUUUUGGAGGUCAGGGGUCGUUCAAUACGUAUGAAUGGAACAUUUAGAAGGGCCAUUUGCCAAAUCAAUAACUUUUGAUUUACUUAAAUUACGAUUUUCUAGCACUAAUGGUUCACAGGGGGAAAUCAAACUGUGAUUACAUUUUUUUCUUAUCAAACCGAACUGGCCUCAAAGCACGGGGGAAAAGACCGAUAGACAUGACAGUCAAAUGUAUUUCCAUCAGUCAAGAGGCUAAAAAGCAUUAUUUCACAAUCACAUUUUUUCUUCUCCUCUCUGACAAUUGACAAGCACCAAUCUUAUUGAUUUUGGUUUUCAAAUAAACGAAUAGGCCAAAAGCCUGCUGUUACCGGCUAAGGAAAACCCUGCUCUGUUCUGCAUUUACAUAUUUACAUUUUAGUCAUUUAGCAGACGCACUUAUCCAGAGCGAUUUACAGUUAGUGAAUACAUAUUUUUAUUUUUUUAAUACUGGCCCCCCGUGGGAAACGAACCCACAACCCUGGCGUUGCAAACGCCAUGCUCUAUCAACUGAGCUACAUCCCUGCCGGCCAUUCCCUCCCCUACCCUGGACGACGCUGGGCCAAUUGUGCGCCGCCCAUGAGUCUCCCGGUCGCGGCCGGCUGCGACAGAGCCUGGAUUCGAACCAGGAUCUCUAGUGGCACAGUUAGCACUGCGAUGCCGCGCCUUAGACCACUGCGCCACUCAGGAGUAUGCCCCUAUACCCCAGUCCUAUACCCCAGUCCUAUACCCCAGUCCUAUACCCCAGUCCUAUACCCCUAUAUCCCAGUCCUAUACCCCAGUCCUAUACCCCUAUAUCCCAGUCCUAUACCCCAGUCCUAUACCCCAGUCCUAUACCCCAGUCCUAUAUCCCAGUCCUAUACCCCUAUAUCCCAGUCCUAUACCCCAGUCCUAUACCCCUAUACCCCAGUCCUAUACCCCAGUCCUAUACCCCAGUCCUAUACCCCUAUAUCCCAGUCCUAUACCCCAGUCCUAUACCCCUAUAUCCCAGUCCUAUACCCCAGUCCUAUACCACAGUCCUAUAUCCCAGUCCUAUGCCCCUAUACCCCAGUCCUAUGCCCCUAUACCCCAGUCCUAUGCCCCAGUCCUAUACCCCAGUCCUAUACCCCAGUCCUAUGCCCCUAUGCCCCAGUCCUAUGCCCCAGUCCUAUGCCCCAGUCCUAUGCCCCAGUCCUAUGCCCCAGUCCUAUGCCCCAGUCCUAUACCCCAGUCCUAUACCCCAGUCCUAUGCCCCUAUAUCCCAGUCCUAUACCCCAGUCCUAUAGCCCUAUACCCCAGUCCUAUACCCCAGUCCUAUGCCCCUAUACCCCAGUCCUAUGCCCCUAUACCCCAGUCCUAUGCCCCUAUACCCCAGUCCUAUACCCCAGUCCUAUUCCCCUAUACCCCAGUCCUAUGCCCCUAUACCCCAGUCCUAUGCCCCUAUACCCCAGUCCUAUGCCCCUAUACCCCAGUCCUAUGCCCCAGUCCUAUACUCCAGUCCUAUGCCCCUAUACCCCAGUCCUAUACCCCAGUCCUAUGCCUCAGUCCUAUGCCUCAGUCCUAUGCCCCAGUCCUAUGCCCCAGUCCUAUACCCCAGUCCUAUGCCCCAGUCCUAUGCCCCUAUACCCCAGUCCUAUACCCCAGUCCUAUGCCCCUAUACCCCAGUCCUAUGCCCCAGUCCUAUGCCCCAGUCCUAUACCCCAGUCCUAUACCCCAGUCCUAUGCCCCUAUACCCCAGUCCUAUACCCCAGUCCUAUACCCCAGUCCUAUACCCCAGUCCUAUGCCCCUAUAUCCCAGUCCUAUACCCCAGUCCUAUGCCCCUAUACCCCAGUCCUAUACCCCAGUCCUAUACCCCAGUCCUAUGCCCCUAUACCCCAGUCCUAUGCCCCUAUACCCCAGUCCUAUAUCCCAGUCCUAUGCCCCUAUCCCCUAUACCCCAGUCCUAUGCCCCUAUACCCCAGUCCUAUGCCCCUAUACCCCAGUCCUAUGCCCCUAUACCCCAGUCCUAUGCCCCUAUGCCCCAGUCCUAUACUCCAGUCCUAUGCCCCUAUACCCCAGUCCUAUACCCCAGUCCUAUGCCUCAGUCCUAUGCCCCUAUGCCCCAGUCCUAUACUCCAGUCCUAUGCCCCUAUACCCCAGUCCUAUACCCCAGUCCUAUACCCCAGUCCUAUGCCCCUAUCCCCUAUACCCCAGUCCUAUGCCCCUAUACCCCAGUCCUAUGCCCCUAUACCCCAGUCCUAUGCCCCUAUACCCCAGUCCUAUACUCCAGUCCUAUACCCCAGUCCUAUGCCCCUAUCCCCUAUACCCCAGUCCUAUGCCCCUAUAACCCAGUCCUAUGCCCCUAUGCCCCAGUCCUAUACUCCAGUCCUAUACUCCAGUCCUAUGCCCCAGUCCUAUGCCCCUAUACCCCAGUCCUAUACCCCAGUCCUAUACCACAGUCCUAUAUCCCAGUCCUAUGCCCCUAUACCCCAGUCCUAUGCCCCUAUAUCCCAGUCCUAUACCCCAGUCCUAUACCCCAGUCCUAUAUCCCAGUCCUAUGCCCCUAUACCCCAGUCCUAUAUCCCAGUCCUAUACCCCAGUCCUAUGCCCCUAUAUCCCAGUCCUAUACCCCAGUCCUAUACCCCUAUACCCCAGUCCUAUAUCCCAGUCAUAUACCCCUAUGCCCCAGUCCUAUACCCCAGUCCUAUAUCCCAGUCCUAUACCCCUAUACCCCAGUCAUAUACCCCUAUACCCCAGUCCUAUGCCCCUAUAUCCCAGUCCUAUACCCCAGUCCUAUACCCCAGUCCUAUACCCCAGUCCUAUGCCCCUAUACCCCAGUCAUAUACCCCAGUCCUAUACCCCAGUCCUAUGCCCCUAUACCCCAGUCCUAUACCCCAGUCCUAUACCCCAGUCCUAUACCCCAGUCCUAUACCCCAGUCCUAUGCCCCAGUCCUAUGCCCCUAUAUCCCAGUCCUAUACCCCAGUCCUAUGCCCCUAUAUCCCAGUCCUAUACCCCAGUCCUAUGCCCCUAUAUCCCAGUCCUAUACCCCAGUCCUAUACCCCAGUCCUAUGCUCCUAUAUCCCAGUCCUAUGCCCCUAUACCCCAGUCCUAUGCCCCUAUACCCCAGUCCUAUGCCCCAGUCCUAUGCCCCUAUAUCCCAGUCCUAUACCCCAGUCCUAUGCCCCUAUACCCCAGUCCUAUGCCCCUAUACCCCAGUCCUAUACCCCAGUCCUAUGCCCCUAUACCCCAGUCUUAUACCCCAGUCCUAUACCCCAGUCCUAUACCCCUAUACCCCAGUCCUAUACCCCUAUACCCCAGUCCUAUACCCCUAUACCCCAGUCCUAUACCCCUAUACCCCAGUCCUAUGCCCCUAUAUCCCAGUCCUAUGCCCCUAUAUCCCAGUCCUAUACCCCAGUCCUAUAUCCCAGUCCUAUACCCCAGUCCUAUGCCCCUAUACCCCAGUCCUAUGCCCCUAUACCCCAGUCCUAUACCCCAGUCCUAUGCCCCUAUACCCCAGUCCUAUACCCCAGUCCUAUACCCCUUUUAUCUUCACACACCUGGACUAGACGUACUGUCACACAGAGAGACACCUGGACUAGACGUACUGUCACACAGAGACACACACCUGGACUAGACGUACAUGUGCCCGUUGAAAUGAAAUGUUCUGGUAGAGGAUAGCUCUCUGACUUCCUGUUUAUGCCCCAACUUCAAACAGAUACAAUUGACCAUCUAGUUGCUUCUUAAUGAGCAAUGUAGGCUUUCAUCUAUGAUGAUCUAGACUCUUUGAUAUCUGGGUCAUUCCACCUCAGAAAUCACCAGAAAGAGGAUUCGAUACCUAUCUCAGAUUGUUCUGUAAUAGUUUCUGUAGUUAGUAACCGAUUUUAUGAUUAGCAUUCCUUAAACAUUAUUGUUGAAUGUGUAUAUAUAUAUAUUUGAUCUCCUGAGAAAUAAGCUAAUUGAAUGCACCCAAAUUGGCCAUUUUUUAAAAAUGUAUAAGCUUCAGAUAAAAUAUAGUACCCAACAUCUGAUUGUUGGGAACUAUGCGAAGUUAGGUCCAAAUCAGAUGUUUGGGACUGUAUUUAUUGAAUAUAAUCUGAAUCCUACAUUUUAAAUUAAAAUGGGCAAUUUGGGUGCAAUCAAUUAGCUUAAUUUCUCCGAAAUGAUAACAUUUGAACAAUGUUUCAGGAAUGCCAAUCCUACAGGUUUUUAACUACAGGAACGAUUUCAGAACAAACUGAGAUGAUGGGUGUCAUGGCUUUGCUGAAAUUUAUAUGGGAUGACUCAUCUGUUCCCUGUAAAGCUGCAAGUCAUUGGUUCUUCUGAUUCUGAAAUUCUUCCGUCUCCAGCUGGAAACAAGCUCCAGACUACUGGGAAGGUGACGGAGGAGGCCAAGAUGGAGGCAUCCAAACCACCUCCGCCCUCAUUGGUCCCACAGGUUCAGGAGUCCAAGAACGAGUCCUCCGAUUCCCUGUCUGCAUCCACCCUGGCUGCCCUGCAGAGUGACGUGCAGCCUGUUGGACAUGACUAUGUGGAAGAGGUACGGUUGACAUCCAGAACACCCGAAUGACUGACCGGUGUAGUAGAAUGUCAUAUGUAAAACACAACAGGCUUUUGCUCAUUUGCAUAGUUAAUUGUUUAAUUCCAGCAUUCACUUCCAGCAUUUAAAUCAAUUUCUUCAUUUUCUGAACUGUUAUAAUUUACAAAUGUUUUGUCUUAGUAUUACUCUUAAAAAAAAUAUAUAUAUAUAUAUAUAUAUAUAUAAAAAUAAAAACGUUUCCUGGACCGAAUAAUUGACUACAUUUUAGGCAGUUAUUACUUUCGCAACUAGUGAGAGACCGCUUUCUGGGGGUCUGUACUGAGAUGCUUUCUGGGGGUCUGUACUGAGAUGCUUUCUGGGGGUCUGUACUGAGAUGCUUUCAGGGGGUCUGUACUGAGAUGCUUUCUGGGGGUCUGUACUGAGAUGCUUUCUGGGGGUCUGUACUGAGAUGCUUUCUGGGGGUCUGUACUGAGAUGCUUUCUGGGGGUCUGUACUGAGAUGCUUUCUGGGGGUCUGUACUGAGAUGCUUUCUGGGGGUCUGUACUGAGAUGCUUUCUGGGGGUCUGUACUGAGAUGCUUUCUGGGGGUCUGUACUGAGAUGCUUUCAGGGGGUCUGUACUGAGAUGCUUUCUGGGGGUCUGUACUGAGAUGCUUUCUGGGGGUCUGUACUGAGAUGCUUUCUGGGGGUCUGUACUGAGAUGCUUUCAGGGGGUCUGUACUGAGAUGCUUUCUGGGGGUCUGUACUGAGAUGCUUUCUGGGGGUCUGUACUGAGAUGUUUGCCGUUGCCCGGCUAUUUGAGACUCUGGGUUUUUAAGGUUUUACAGUAUUAAGUUCUGGUGCCGUUUGGGCAAUUCAAAGUAUUGAUUGGGGACUUAUUUGUGGAGGAAUGGAUGUUUUUCUGGAUGAUUUGUGAUUUUAUUUGUGCUUCCCAUGACUGUUUUGGUAUUUUAUUUGUGUGUGUGUGUGUGUGUGUGUACACACUACCGUUCAAAGUUUGUGGUCACUUAGAAAUGUCCUUGUUUUCCAUGAAAACAUACAUGAAAUGAGUUUGAAUAGGAAAUAUAGCAAAAGGAAUAGGAAAUGUAGUCAUUGACAAGGUUAGAAAUAUAUAUAUAUAUUUUUUAAAUAUAAAUAAUUGUCCUUCAAACUUUGCUUUAGUCAAAGAAUCCUCCAUUUGCAGCAAUUACAACCUUUGGCAUUCUAAGUGACCCCAAACGUUUGAACGUGUGUGUGUGUAUAUAUUUUUAUUACACACAAUUCCAAUCAUUUUGGGUAUAAUGUUUAUUUGUUUUAUUAUCCAGGGCGCAUUUGAAAAAGAGACCUCGGUCUUGCCUGUUGAAUAAUGAAGCAGUAUCUGAAACAUUACUUACUUCUAUAGCCAUCUUUUAAAAACAAAUGUAUUUCUUAUUUGUAGGUGCGUAACGAUGAAGGCAAGGUGAUCCGGUUCCACUGUAAGCUGUGUGAAUGCAGCUUCAACGAUCCCAACGCCAAAGAGAUGCAUCUGAAGGGCAGGAGACACCGCCUGCAGUACAAGGUUAGUGGAGUCACUUUUUUAACAUGUCGACCUUUAUGUUGGCCACGGUAAUGAAACUCACAAGUUUUAGGAAAACAAUAUGCUUUUGCUCAUGGGUGUUGGAAGGUGUGCGUGUCUGUCCAAUGAGGUCAUUUCUGGACAAUUCUGUCCAUUUCGGAUGUCCCCUUUUUGGCUCGAGCACCCCCCGAGUUCUGUAUAGCCUCUUAAAUGAGACGUUAGAGGGCGACAGGUGGAGGUGAAGCCCUCUAUCAGAGCUGAGCUCAAAACCAAUUUUAUUCGUCACAUGCUUCGGAAACAAGUUGUAGACUAACAGCGAAAUGCUUACAGUGCAUUCGGAAAGUAUUCAGACCCCUUCCUUUUUCCACAUUUUGUUACGUUACAGCCUUAUUCUAAAAUGGAUUAAGUAAUUUUUUCCCCUCAUCAAUACACCAUAGUGACAAAGCGAAAACAGGUUUUGAGAAAUUUUCGCAAAUGUAUUAAUAAAAAAACGGAUACCUUAUUUACAUAAGUAUUCAGACCCUGUGCUUACUCACAUCAAUCACGGAGAGCGUGAUCAAGCAGUCGUCCGGAACAGCUGGUGCGCUCAUGCAUGGUUCAGUGUUCCUUGCCUCGACGCAAGCAUAAAGGCAUUUAGCACAUCUGGUAGGCUCGCAUCACUAGUCAGCUCGCAGCUGGGUUUCUCUUUGUAAUCCGUGAUAGUUUGUAAGCCCUGCCACAUCCGACGAGCGUCAGAGCCAGUGCAGUAGGAUUUGAUCUUCGUCCUGUAUUGGCACAUUGCGUGUUUGAUGGUUUGUCGGAGGGUGUCAGGGUUAGUGUCCGGCUCUAGCCUUUUAGCUCAGUGCGGAUUUAGCCUGUAAUCCAUGGCUUUCAAUGCUCUUAUUAAUGAAGCCGGUGACUGAUGUGGUGUACCAUUUUGAUGAAUCCCGGAACAUAUUCCAGUCUGCGCUAGCGGAACAGUCCUGUAGUUUAGUAUCCACUUCAUCGGACUACUCCCAUUUUGAGCGUGUCACUGAUACUUCCUGUGAGUUUUUGCUUGUAUGAGGUAAAACGGAUUUGUUUCCCUGCAUUAAUAUCACCUGGCCGUUAGGAGCGCUGCCUCCGGAUGAGCAUUUUCUUGUUUGCUUAUGGCCUUAUACGGCUCGUUGAGUGCGGUCUUAGUGCCAACAUCGAUUUGUGGUGGUAAAUAGACGGCUACGAUAAAUAUAGAUGAGAACUCUCUUGGUAAAUAAUAUGGUCUACUGCUUAUCAUGAGGUAUUAUAACUCGGACGAGCAGAACCUCGAGACUUCCUUAAUAUCAGAGAUUGUACACCAGCUGUUGUUAACAAAGACACAUCCUCCCUUGAGCUGAUACUGCUGUUCUGUCCUGCAUAGAAAAAAACAACCAGCUAGAUGUAUAUUGUCCUUGUUCAGCCAUGACUCUGUGAAAAAUAGGAUAUUACAGUUCUUCAGGUCCCGUUGCUAGGAUAGUCUGGAACGGAGCUCAAUAAUUGGCCAGGAGCCCAUUUUAAACAUCCAGGAGCCCAUUUUAAACUGCCGUUCUGAACACGUUUCCCUUGUAGAAAAAGGUGAACCCGGAGCUUCAGGUGGAGGUGAAGCCCUCUAUCAGAGCCAGGAAGAUCCAGGAAGAGAAGAUGAGGAAACAGAUGCAGAAGGAGGAAUACUGGAGGAGGAGAGAGGAGGAGGAGAGAUGGAGGAUGGAGAUGAGGUACGGAGAGAUGGGGUGGGACACGCACUAAAACCUGUUGCAUGCUUCCCAGUUGAAACCGUUCACACAGACAUUAUGACAAAAUGGUGAUGUUUUUUUGUUCGUUGUGGUGUUUGGCAGUUUAUUUAUUUUUUUUCUGUACAAUUUUCAAAGUAAAAAGUUCGGUAGCCGAAGUCUAUAUACACACACACACACACACACACACACACACACACACACACACACACCUCGUAAAAGGCGACACAUCUCCCUAGCUAGUCCUCGCUUACGUUAACCGAGUGAACACGUCAGAGGGAAAGAAACUGUAGUGACCCUCUCUCUCGCCUGUGUCUCUCUAGACGUUACGAGGAGGACAUGUACUGGCGUCGUAUGGAGGAGGACCACCACUGGGACGAGAGACGUGGGGGACCCAGGAUGCCAGGGGAUGGACCUUACCCCCAGGGGCCCCCUGGACCUCCUGGACUACUGGGGGUCCGACCUGGCAUGCCCAUCCCUCAGCCCCAAGGACCUGUGGUAGCAUACCAGUCCCCACACACACACACACACACACAGCAUGCCCAACCCUCAGCCACACUAACCUGUGAGCCAUCAAUCCGGUCAGAAAAGCCGUGCAUUGAGACCCAUGUAGGUGGUGGUAGUAUUAUACAUUUCCACUUGUUUUCUUUGGCCCACACCCCUUGAUGUUUUUCACUAUACAGACUAUUUGACCCAUUUUUUGUUUUUUGCGUUCCCUUGCAGCCUCCCCGUCGCCCGGACUCGUCAGACGACCGCUACGUGAUGACGAAGCACGCAGCCAUCUACCCCUCUGAGGACGAGCUGCAGGCCAUCCAGAAGAUCGUCUCCAUCACAGAGAGAGCCCUCAAACUGGUCUCAGACAUCACCGAUCAGGAGAAGACCAAGGAGACUACUGGGGAGGAGAAGGAGGAGGAGGUCCCCAAGAUUGCCCAAGACAGGUGAGGAGAGGGGGAGAGAGAGAGGGAGGGGGAGAGAGAGAGAGAGGGAGGGGGAGAGAGAGAGGGAGGGGGAGAGAGAGAGGGAGGGGGAGAGAGAGAGGGAGGGGGAGAGAGAGAGGAGGGGGAGAGAGAGAGGGAGGGGGAGAGAGAGAGAGGGAGGGAGGGAGGGAGAGAGAGAGAGAGAGAGGGAGGAGGGAGGGGGAGAGGGAGGGAGGGGGGGAGAGAGAGAGAGGUAGGCUAAAACCAAGGUGUCUGGGGAGGAGAGGGGGAAGGGUGAGAGACUGAGGGGGGGGGGGGGGUUGUUGAGAGGCCAAGGUAGGGAUACCAAUGGACUUAAAGGAAAGAUUCACCCGUUUCUGAAUGAUAUUGUUUUUGUGCAUCUGAGCGAUGUUCUAUCGUUUGCCGGCGUCAUUUCAUUUUUUUUGUGUGUAUCUGAGCUAUUGCCUUUCAAGCUGUUGCCGUUGGCUAAAGGACUGCUGCUCCGCAGAGGCAACAACGUUAACCUGGUCCUACGCUGUUCAGACAAACCCACCAAGACCCUGCUGAGCUGCACAGUGGAACACCUGCCCAAGCAUUGAACUCUGAAGGGAGUGAUGAGGGUGGGGGGUUUUGGCUAAAGGACUGUGCCACUAGAGAUCCUGGUUCGAAUCCAGGCUCUGUCGCAGCCGGCCGCGACCGGGAGACUCAUGGGCGGCGCACAAUUGGCCCAGCGUCGUCCAGGGUAGGGGAGGGAAUGGCCGGCAGGGAUGUAGCUCAGUUGAUAGAGCAUGGCGUUUGCAACGCCAGGGUUGUGGGUUCGAUUCCCACGGGGGGCCAGUAUAAAAAAAUAUGUAUUCACUAACUGUAAGUCGCUCUGGAUAAGAGCGUCUGCUAAAUGACUAAAAUGUAAAAAAAAUGACUGCUGCUCUGUUUCAGUCUGUUUUUUAACGUUAGAUACCUAAUGAACACCUCCCUCCUGUGUCCCGUAGAGCUCUGAAAGGAGUGAUGAGGGUGGGGGUUUUGGCUAAAGGACUGCUGCUCUGUUUCAGUCUGUUUUUUAACGUUAGAUACCUAAUGAACACCUCCCUCCUGUGUCCCGUAGAGCUCUGAAAGGAGUGAUGAGGGUGGGGGUGUUGGCUAAAGGACUGCUUCUCCGUGGAGACAAGAACGUAAACCUGGUCCUGCUCUGUUCAGACAAACCCACCAAGACCCUGCUGAGUCGCAUAGUGGAACACCUACCCAAGCAGCUUCUGGUACACACACACACACACACUGCUGAGUCACACACACACACACACACACACACUGCUGAGUCACACACACACACACACACACACACACACACACACACACACACAGUUCCAGUAACUGCUAAUUAACCAAAUCAAGAAGCAUCUCUCCAACACAUCUCACCUCGAACAGUUACACAUACUUCCUUCCUGUGUGCAAGCUGUUGAUUUGAUUUGACUGAUUUGACAGCUGGUGACCCCAGAGAAGUACGAGGUGAAGGGCUCCAUCCAGGACUGCUCCAUCGUCCUGACGUCUGGAGCCGACCCCAAAAUGACAGUCACCGUGACCCUGACCUCCCCCAUCAUCCGAGAGGAGGAGACCCCUGCCACACCCCCGCCACGGGAAGGAGGUUUGGAAAGACGUCGCCCCCUCUCCUCCAUUCCACACCCCUUUCCUUCUCUCUGCCACCUUGCUUAUGGGUGCAUUAGUUUAGUUUGUCCAGGAUGCACUGGGGUGGGCGGAGUUUGCACGUUGUGGGCUGUUUUCAAAUGGUCCUAAUGUGAAAUCUCUGCCCACCUUGGGGGGCACUGGGCAAGCAAAAAAUGAAUUCAACCCUGUAAGAUCAAUGUCUAUCUUUUUGAUUGGGUCUCGAAGAGAACUACCCUGGUGGCACUUUUAAAAACGAGUUUCUAGAUUGUUCUGAGAUGCAGCUGUAUAGCACUGGCCACUAAAGUAGAUUUUAAUCUGUUGGGCAUCCAAGUCUCUCGCUCAUGGUUUUGUCUUUUUAGAAACACUUGUUUUAAACUUCAACCAAGGAGGUGCUGGAGCAUGUCAUGACGGAAGAAGCUGGUUCGUUCAUUAUUAAAAACAGUACUCGUGCCUUCUAAAUACAGCCUUGGGGUGGGAAUUCUAAUUUAGCUCAGUGUUUUUUUUUUAAACUCACGGGUUAGGAUCCACAUAUCAUAAAGGGGAAGCAUUUUAGAUUGUCCAACAUACUUUUAUUUGAAGGCAGAGAAGCCAUCUUUUUUUAUUAUUAUUAUUAUUUUAAACCUGUGCCCUAAGGAAAAUCUGACGUAUCAAUUAAAUUUGAAAACAACCUUGUUUCUAGUCAUGGUUAGCUCAGCACUCUUAGUGAAGUUAGGAUCCUAUAACCUAGUGCCAGCAGAGUAGCUCUUAGGUCUUGAACUCUUCUUCUUCUCUUUUGAAAAGCUGUACGAUUUACAAAGCAUGAACAGUGUUUUGCGUUGUCAGUCUCUCUAGUUUUUUAGUUCCCAGGUAAGAUUAAUUUUUGUUUCCUGUUUCACGGGGGGGGUUGUUUUCACAGUUACACCACUACGUUAAACCAAUUACCCUACCGGGUCAAUCGUUAUUUAGCUCAGAACUACACACAUCAGAGGAACAUUUUCUCUACAGAUACCCAAAAUAAAUUAUCCCCGUUGGUCAGGGAAGCGAAUCUAUUAAGGAAUGUGCACAGAUCGUAGAUUGACGUCACCGGGGAGAUUUCCAGCUGAAAUUUUAGUUGAUUUUUGUCAAAUUAGGAUUUGGCCAAAUGACUAGCUUCAGAACACAGAGACAGUUCUCGGACACAGGCAGACGGACAGGAAAAUGUGAAGAAGGGUCACAUGUCCCCACAGGAAACAAAUCUUACUUUUGUCUGGCGGUGUUCUGUUCUAAAGCGCUCCCUGAGUGAACUGGUGUCACACCAAAGCCUAGUGCACAGAAAGAUCGGGCUCCAUUUCCUUAUUGUAACUAAUCAUUCUGUCAACAGGGAGGAAAAAAAUCCAGACUUGAAGCCAUAUCGAUCACGUUAUUAUCCGUUGUCUUUGCAUUCGUUGACGUUGGAGGGUUGAGGGAGGGAGGGAGGGCCGGUUGAGGGAGGGAGGGAGGGAGGGAGGGCCGGUUGAGGGAGGGAGGGAGGGAGGGCCGGUUGAGGGAGGGAGGGCCGGUUGAGGGAGGGAGGGAGGGCCGGUUGAGGGAGGGAGGGAGGGCCGGUUGAGGGAGGGAGGGCCGCCAGGCUGAGGUGGACCAUUUAGGCUGAGGUGGACUGUUUCAACAUCGGAAAACUUAUGUCUCUAUUGAGCACGUCUAGCACGCAACUUAUGUUUUGUUUUGUGCCAAUUUUCCACCCUUUCCAGAAGUGUGCACUUGUGCACUCUUGUCAAUGGAUUUAAAAGCAUAGGAUUGGUGUAGGCUGGAGAGUAUUGGCCGCAGCGAGUAUCCACCAUUUUGUUGAAUCCAGUGUCAGAAAGUGAGCAAGUACACACUUCAUGUGAAAAGUGCAAAAUGGGGACGCAACGUGACCAGCCUUCAGUAGGCCAGGAAGUGUUUGGCAGAGGACUCUGUGGUUGGACCUGAGUACGCAGUAGUAGAAGCAGUAGCAGCAGCAGUAGUAGAGGUAGUAGUAGCAGUAGUAGUAGUAGCAGUAGAGGUAGUAGUAGCAGUAGUAGUAGCAGUAGCAGUAGCGGUAGAGGCAGUAGCAGCAGUAGUAGUAGCAGCAGUAGCAGCGGUAGAGGCAGUAGCGGUAGAAGCAGUAGCGGUAGUGGUAGAGGUAGUAGAGGUAGUAGUAGCAGCAGUAGCAGUAGUAGUAGUAGUAGUAGGAGCAGCAGUAGCGGUAGAGGCAGUAGCAGUAGCAGCAGCAGUAGUAGUAGCAGUAGUAGCAGUAGCAGUAGUGGUAGUGGUAGUGGUGGUAGCGGUAGUGGUAGUAGCGGUAGUGGUAGUAGUAGAAGCAGUAGUAGUAGUAGUAGUAGUAGUAGUAGUAGUAGUAGUAGUAGUAGUAGUAGUAGUAGUAGUAGUAGUAGCAUUAUUAAUAGUAGUAGUAGUAGUAGUAGUAGUAGUAGUAGUAGUAGUAGUAGUAGUAGUAGUAGUAGUAGCAUUAUUAGUAGUAGUAGUAGUAGAAGUAGCAGUAGUAGAAGUAGUAGUAGCAGUAGCAGCAGCAGUAGUGGUAGUAGUGGUAGUAGUAGUAGUAGUAGCGGUAGUGGUAGUAGUAGUAGUAGUAGUAGUAGUAGUAGUAGUAGCAGUAGUAGCAGCAGCAGUAGCGGUAGUAGUAGUGGUAGUAGUAGUAGUAGUAGAGGUAGUAGUAGCAGUAGUAGUAGCAGUAGCAGUAGCGGUAGAGGCAGUAGCAGCAGCAGUAGUAGAGGUAGUAGUAGCAGUAGUAGUAGUAGCAGUAGAGGUAGUAGUAGCAGUAGUAGUAGCAGUAGCAGUAGCGGUAGAGGCAGUAGCAGCAGUAGUAGUAGCAGCAGUAGCAGCGGUAGAGGCAGUAGCGGUAGAAGCAGUAGCGGUAGUGGUAGAGGUAGUAGAGGUAGUAGUAGUAGUAGUAGUAGGAGCAGCAGUAGCGGUAGAGGCAGUAGCAGCAGCAGUAGUAGUAGCAGUAGUAGCAGUAGCAGUAGUGGUGGUAGUGGUAGUGGUGGUAGUGGUAGUGGUGGUAGCGGUAGUAGUAGUAGUAGUAGUAGUAGUAGUAGUAGUAGUAGUAGUAGUAGUAGCAUUAUUAAUAGUAGUAGUAGUAGUAGUAGUAGUAGCAUUAUUAGUAGUAGUAGUAGUAGUAGAAGUAGUAGUGGUAGUAGUAGUAGUAGUAGUAGUAGUAGUAGUAGCAGUAGUAGCAGCAGCAGUAGUAGUAGUAGUAGUAGUAGUAGCAUUAUUAAUAGUAGUAGUAGUAGUAGUAGUAGAAGUAGCAGUAGUAGAAGUAGUAGUGGUAGUAGCAGCAGCAGUAGUAGUAGUAGUAGUAGUAGUAGUAGUAGCAGUAGUAGUAGUAGUAGUAGUAGUAGUAGUAGCGGUAGUAGUAGUAGUAGCAGUAGUAGUAGCAGUAGCGGUAGUAGUAGUAGUAGUAGUAGUAGUAGUAGUAGUAGAAGUAGUAGUAGCAGUAGUAGCAGUAGUACCAACCUACCAGCCAGGAGUGACUCACACCAGCCAUGCAUGCAGUGAUGUCCAACCUAACCAUUCUUUUUGCUGCUGGGAGGAGCUUACAUGUUUGUUUGUUUUUUUGUUUCCAACUGCUGCUGUCACAUAAUGUGUAGCUUUCUAACUGGUCCAGCCCAAAGCCCUCUGUUUUGGAAUUGUUUAAUAAUAAAACGUGUCCAGGAGAGGGUUCGAACCCCCGGCCAACCAGUUCCUGCGGAAGGAUUUUUGACCAAGGUUUUCCACCCCCACCACCUAAACACUCUGCCACACCUACCAUUUAGCCAUUGCCACUCACUGUUAGUAGCUACUCCGUUCACACUCUGUCAUUACAGUUCACCACCGGACUUCUGACUUCUCUCCUUUUCUUUGUUUGUUUAUACUAACACACCAUGUGACCUGUUGGAAUCCACCUACGGUAUCAACUCCGUAGAUGAUAUUAAGACUGAAAGUGACAAAUGAUUGGCGUAACAUUGCUUACUUAAACAAGCUGACUUAUCUCAGCUUUUCAGAGAUUUUAAACUUCUCUGUGAGGUCUUACAUUUCAACACGUUACCAAUACAUACAGUUUUAGUUAUUUUUUUUGACGACUAGGUCAGCCUUCACACAAGACCUAAGCAAGAGGUGUUGGAUAAUUCUCAGGCUGUCGAAGUUCUAUGGAAGUCACUCAUCCCGCUUCUAUUUUCUCCUACAAGGUUUGGUCAGCAUUUUACGCCAGUCUCAUAAUUCACAUUCCCCUUUACCCAACGUAUAACCGAACACCUCACACCAACGUGAACCUAAUGUUACAUUCAUGACACACUACAUAUCCAAACACUAGUCAUUUCGAGGUGAGGUCAGGUUGCUGGUCAUUCAUUGGUUCAUUUGGCAGAAGGAACGAUCAAGACUAGUUAGUUCACUUCUUGGUUCCUUCCUGAAACCCUAUCUUGGUAUGUGUGGCAAUGCGUUUGUGUUUUCUCGCCAAUGACUCUUGCUCUACCUGGUCAAACACCCGUUCCUCCUCCUCACCACCUCAACCACCAACCAACCAACCGUCCACCAUUUUGACAAUUCGACUCAUCCAUUUGUAGAUGUAACCGGGGGCUUGGUGCGAGACCCGGCGGACGUCUUGGACAGGCUAAAAUGCCUUGACGGUCUAGCGGCUCUCCGCCACGCUAAGUGGUUCCAGGUUCGGACACAUCCUUUUACUUAUUGUAGCCUUAUGAGAUGCAUUUUUUUUUUCUUUCCUUUGUUUGAAUUGUUUUUUUUAUGAAGGAAUUAGUAUUUAAUUUUUAACAAACAAAAAACGCAGUAAUACCAGAUUUUGUAUAAUAUAAAAAAUAUAUUUAAAAAUUAUAAUAUUCAAGGAUGCCACCCUUGUAAUGAUAAUGUUUUGACCAGAUUGAAUAUCCAAUCUUUAUUUAUGAUAUUUAUUCAGAUGAACUUUAGAAUGGUAAUAAUUUUCUGGUAAAAAAAAAAAAACAACAACAAAAAGAAACUGGCAUCCUUGUAUUCCUUUUGUUUUUACCAGACUGUUUUCUUAGUGUUAAAACAUGAUUCCAUAAGGCUGCAGAGAUAUCUUUGCAUCUUUGGCAUCCGAUAAGAGCUUCCAUGUUGAGCGUUUGUAGCUUUUUAUUUUCUGUUCGUAGAAUAAUGGGGAUUGAGAGAAGGGACAUCUGAUUUAGUUUACUGUGUCACUGCUAUGUCCCAAAAGCAAACACGCAGGCAAAAGUAAAGCAGAUUCCCUCCACUCUCCCAGUCCCUUACGCUCAAUCUUCUUUACAAACACACUGUGUACUAUAAGUACCGGACUGUCUGUGAAACCCAACCCUGAGAGGUCAGGGUUUAUAAGAUGACAAGGAAACGAAACCUAAACUUUUCUUGUUUCAUCUUUUCAUCUUGCAAACUGUGAACUCUCUUUUUUUUUUUUUUUACUAACGUUCCCGACGAGGUGAAAUACUCCUGGAAAUGGCAGCUGAUUCCAACCAAUUACGGCCCCCUUUUUAACAAUACUUCAAAUCACCCAAUCACAAGCUUCCAUUGUGUACAGUAGUGUUUUGACCUCUGACAGACCUGUUGUAAUGUAUGUAUUGUGUACUAUGAUCCCUGUUGUCUGCUCCUGUCUCUGACUGUCACUAAACUGAACGUGUUAUUGCACCACAAGGCUAGGGCCAACGGACUCCAAUCCUGUGUGAUUGUUAUUCGUAUCCUGCGUGACCUCUGUCAGAGGGUUCCCACGUGGUCCGCCUUCCCCAGCUGGGUGAGUUCAUCGUCAGGCUGAUACACACCAGUUAAUAUUACUCAACAUCUCAACAUUAAGUGGCGUCGGCGUUGUUCGCUCUGAUGUUUUGAAGGAGAGUAAUAGGAAAUGCUUCUCUUGCAUCCCGAGUCUUUCCCGACCUAGAAUUGAAAAGCCAGAAGCACCAGAAAUGUACCCCUGUUUUACUGCCCUGUACAUGCUCCCUUCUGAUUGGUCUCCACCUCCCUGUUCUCCAGGCCAUGGAGCUGCUGGUGGAGAAGGCCAUCAGCAGCGCCUCCGGCCCCCUGAGCCCAGGCGACGCGUUAAGACGAGUCUUUGAAUGUAUUUCCUCCGGGAUCCUGCUCCCCGGUAAGUCUAACCAUGAUCAAUUUUGUAUUUUUUUUUUCGACUGAUCAUGAUAGACUGUUUUGACCAGGGCCUGAAAUGUACUUUGUGGUCCACCAGUCACUGUGGCCGGUUGAUUUAAACAUUUACCAGCCACUCGGGUGUUUUACCAGCCAAAUUAGUUUCUGCCAUAAUUGCAUAAAAUAAAAUAAAAACAAGUGACAAUGCUUUUGUAAUGUUUCUAAAACACGAAAUGUAUUAGUAAGGUAUUGUGGUAUAUUGCUAAAUUUCGUAAAACAUUUUGGUGACCUAAGGUCUUUUUAAUAAAAAUAUCAGACAAAAUGUUCAACUGCCCCUUUUUAAGGACUGGAGGUUGCCACGGUAACGGGGCCUCUCGAGUCGUCAUGUCACGUGUGUCUCUGAGAUUUGGGAUCUGACUCUUCGCUAUCAGUUGAAGCAGCAGACUCAAACUAACGUUGAAAAACAACCGAGCUUGUGAACGAUGUAAAUAGUCAAGAAACACGAGGACAAAGUCUCAUUUUGUAGAUGUGAGAGUAAAUUAGACACUUAUGUCUGUGUGCUGCACCUCCAGUACUAUACUCAAUGCGCAGGCGGAGUUGCUGCGUGAGGCUGGAUAUAGGUUCCCCAUUUCUUUUUGCAAUUAGCACGCGCUCAUACUUGACUUUUUGACGAUUAUUAUUUUCUAAUGUAAUGCUCGCACUAUAGAGCCCUUGAAAUUGACAUCCGCCAGCGUGGCUGGUGAAAUAGACAUUCUUACCCGCCAGUACCUACAUUUACCUGCAUUUGGCGGGUGUUAAUUUUAGGUCAUGAUUUUGACUAUCAUGGCCGACUAUUUUUGACGAUCCUCAUAGCUUUUUUUCCCCUGGUGUUGUGUGGGGUGAGCAGAAUGCUGAUGGGUGUUUUGUCUGUCCACCAGGUGGUCCGGGGUUGGUCGACCCGUGUGAGAAGAACCCCACCGACACCCUGACAACCAUGGACGAGCAGCACAGGGAGGACAUCACCUCAAGUGCCCAGGUACUGACAGGCACAGAAUACAUCAUAUCAUGUACAGUGGGGAGAACAAGUAUUUGAUACACUGCCGAUUUUUGUUGUUGCAGGUUUUCCUACUUACAAAGCAUGUAGAGGUCUGUAAUUUUUAUCAUAGGUACACUUCAACUGUGAGAGACGGAAUCUAAAACAAAAAUCCAGAAAAUCACAUUGUAUGAUUUUUAAGUAAUUCAUUUGCAUUUCUGUACCAAAUAUUAAGUUCUGCUUUUCUGAUGUUUCAAAUACUUCUGUCAUGCAAUAAAAUGCAAAUUAAUUACUUAAAAAUCAUACAAUGUGAUUUUCUGGAUUUUUGUUUUAGAUUCCGUCUCUCACAGUUGAAGUGUACCUAUGAUAAAAAUUACAGACCUCUACAUGCUUUGUAAGUAGGAAAACCUGCAAGAUCGGCAGUGUAUCAAAUACUUGUUCUCCCCACUGUAUACCUUUUUUAUAAUAGCCCAAGAACAGAUCCUUGAGGUACACCAUCAAUAGAAGGUACUGGCCAUAAAGAUGUAUUGUAAUUGUCAGACGUAUAGUAAUGGUUUUGCCUUAAAAGUUUUGAGACUUGUUGGAAAGAUGUAUAACCUGAUUUUGAAAUCGUCUGUAGAUAGAAUGGAAGUACUUGAUACUUCUGCCAGAUCAUUUCUAUAAAUAUGAAUGACCCAGUAAGUUGAGGAACUGAUGAGAUACUGGCCAUGAAUAUAGUAAGGGUCUGAUGUGUAAUCCUGAGGCACUGGACCUCCAGUGCUUCCUAUUGAGACGUCUCACUAUCUGAAUAAUAAUGACGUAAGGACAGAUCCUUGAGGUACGCCGUAGUUAUUACGCUAACUCGCUGUGUCUCUGUCCAGUUUGCUCUGCGGCUGCUAGCGUUCCGGCAGAUCCACAAGGUGCUGGGCAUGGACCCGCUGCCCCAGAUGAACCCUCGCUUCAACGUCCGCAACAACCGCAAGCGUCGCCGAGACAUCGACGGAGCGGACGGCUUCGAGGGCGAAGGGAAGAAGGACAAGAAAGAUUUGGACAGUAGCUACUAGGACUAGUUAUCCCCCUUUUUAUUCAUUUAAAGUAGUCUGUGGCCACGUUCCAGGCGGACUACGUUGCAGUCGCCUGCCAGAUCUAACAACACCCGGAUAAGGCGUUUUAAGAUGUGAGCUAACCGCAUCCAUAUGAUAUAGCAUUGUUCUGAUGCCAGUGUGCACAGUCAAUAACGCGGUUGAUGCCCGCAGCAAGACUGCAAUGUAGUCGGCCUGGAACGCUGCCUGUGUGUACCCUUUUUUCUGUUGUCUCUAGAUUCUAAACAAACUCCCUUGUUAAUAUCAAAAGACCACAUCGGAUAGGGCCUGGUUCUGUAAGCCGUGUAGGACAGGGUUGUAUUCUUUAGGGGCAAAGUUUUUUUUGCAACGAAAAAAGAAAAUGAGUUCUUAUUGGACAAGUCCAAAUAAUGUCAGUGUGUUUUUCUUCCAUUUUGGUGCCUAAUACAAUAGGACCCUGUUUUGACUGCAGCUCGCUGUAUAGGAAUACUGCAGUAACCCAGUUUGUCCACGAUGUUCGGUUUUGGCUUAUUGAUCAAUAUGACCUGUGGUUGGGACCUAAACUUCUCUUUCGUAGCUGAUUCUACUUUUACCCCUCUGCUUCUCCAUGACAACGGGGCUUCCUUAGCAUCUACUCCUUAGACCUUUUUUUUUUUUUUUUCUUAUUUUCGAGACCGUCUUUCCAGUCUGUCGAGUUAUGAAAAAGACAGUGAGAUCUAA